Podarcis lilfordi (Lilford's wall lizard) is the source of this 70637-nucleotide messenger RNA. The record is from the annotation of a GenBank genome assembly. NCBI's taxonomy places the organism in Eukaryota, Metazoa, Chordata, Lepidosauria, Squamata, Lacertidae.
UGCCAGCACAGCAGUUUGUAGGAUCUGAUUGUAGGACAAACAUAUUUUGUUACCAGAAGUACACACAACUUUACACACUUAUUAUCUAGCGAGCAAGCAGGCAGAAUGCUGGUGUUGGUUAUCUAAUGCAGGAUGAUAACAGACUGAAGUUCCUGUUAGCUCCCAGGGAAGAAGUACAGGUAAGCAGAUAAGUGGUGCACAGAAUUUUAUUCAUUUUUAAGUUUAUAUUGAUACCUUGUCUAGCAGAAAGGAGAAAAGGAAAAAAAUAAGUACAAAAGGUUGUGUCGGAGCAGUACAGUACAUAAUUUUUAAACUGAGUGGUAUCUAGAAGCAACAUACUGCAAUCUGGAACCUCUAAUUUCAGCUUUGUAUACCUAUGUGUUACCUAAUUGUGAGUCAAAGGACACUUUUAUUUAUACAUUUUUCAGAGAUGUAGAAUGAUACUGAAAAGAUUCCAGGUUGGAGCCUCGAUAAUCUUGGCUCGGGGUAAUAUCAUGAAUAUGCAUAUUUUGCAUAGAAUAGAGACUCAGAUUGCUAAGAUGGAUCAUCUGCUGACACUAAUAGCACUGUCCAUUACUGUGCAACCUAGCUCAAAAGAAACAAGUCCAAUAAAUCAUGGAAAUCGUUAAAAUAUGGUAAAGAUUGUGAGGACCAGGGAAUUUUCAGUGCUUAGCUAUCAGGGUUGCUAAACAUGAGACAAAACAUAGGUUUUUACAGCAUAGAUUUAGCAAAAUACCACAGGCAGACUGUUGAUGGGAACAGACUGCUGCCGACACAUAUUUCCAAUGCUUAAAAGUUUGCACAGGCUGCCCGUACGCUACUGGACCAGAUUCAUGUUUUUUGUAUUUAAAAGGUCGUUAGCAGUUUGGGUCUAGGAUAAUUUAAAGGAUGCUUAAUCUCUUAUAUUCCAGCCUCAUCAUUCAAGUCUUUGGGGAAGUUAGUGGUUCCCCCGUGGCUUUGGUGCACAGCUCAUAUCCACCGGGAGCCAUGAGUUUAGUACUGUGGGCCAGUUUUAUGGAACUUCCAUCCAUUUGAGAUCAGACCAUCUCCCACCUGAAUGUAUGGCACCUAUGGAAGACUUUUUAUUCCAGCAGGCAUUUAAAUUCAAGUUUGAUUUCAUAGUUUUAACUGACUUCUACUAUUUUUGUAUUGUGUCCUUGUGAACUGCUUAGAGAAGACCAUGGUUAAGUGGUAUACAAUUUUUGAAAUAAUAACUAGCUAAAUAAAUAAAUAAUAACAGUUGCUAGUACUUCCUGUUGUGUUAACGGACAAAUAUUUAUUUUUAGCUACAACAUGCAAGGAUAACUAAUGGUGUAUUUGGUCAAUAGCCUUGUUCUGGUUCCAUAAAAACAUUCCCACAAGGAAGAAUAUAGCUCCUGGAAGCAGCUAGAUAUAACAACCAGCACUUAGACCCUUCCCUACACAAAAAAGACAGACAGAUAUAGAUAUACAUAUAUUCAGAGUCCCGUGUUCUAUAUCUGUUUUUCCAGCACUAUGCUAAUUUAAUUGGCCAUUGGGGUUGUACAUGCAACUUUGUGUAAGAUAUUAUGAAUCUGGACUUUUUAGGACAUGGAGGCAAAUCUCCUGAGGUUCAGGGGUUUUGAAUGAAUUGCCACUGACCUGGCAUACUGCAGUGCAAUUCCUGUGCCUCCUUCCUUUCAAUAUCACCUGCCCUGCCAGGUGCUAUCGGGGAUGUACUUCAUCUGGGAUUAAAUUUGCUGGUCUUAUUUCUACUGUACCAUACCAUAAAAUAACAAGGGGGGCACUGAAUUUAAUUGAACACUGGUUCUGGCAGAGAGGGCUUUAACUCUCUAUUGGUAGAGUUGCAGUUUGCCCCCUGGAGAAGAAACGCAGGCACCUGUGUUUCCCACCAUAGAGCUAACAGCAGAUGCAGGGGGUACUUUAGAUCACGAACUUUGAGACCAGAAACAGAACACUCCCUCUCUGGCCUCAACUAGAAUACCCUGUAGCUGUUUUAAAGUAAAUCAGAGCUACCAUAUAACUUGCAGUUCAGCUCUCUGUGCUCAUCUCUACCACCAUAAUUUUUAUAUUGCCAAAAUCAUGCCUGUGUCAUCUUGUGAAUUGCAAAUAAAAGUUUCCAUGGUGGUGGCUAUGGUAACACUGACAAUUAUGACAACAGUGUUAAGAAAGCAAUGACCACCCAUACAAUGGGAGCAGGGACAACAGAUAGGUAGUAUAUUUUGCGAGCAGGAGAAGAAAAAGAUGAGUGAGUUGCUAACACAGAAUCCAUUGCUUCACUGAGAAAUUCUAGGUGCUCAUUGUUUUGAAAGAUAAAGCUGAGUAUAAAAUGUCAAAAGCAAGCCUUUGAAAUAUCUACACACCUCUCCAUCCAUCUGCUCAUACUAUAGAUAUCUCGGGGAUAACAGCAGAAAAUAGGUGCUCAGUCAAGAUUUAUUUCUAGGCUGCAGUGUUCUCGACAGAAUUCAAUUGCACUAUUCAAUCAUUAUUGGGCUAAGUUCUAGGAACAUUUGAAGCUGUAGGGGCUCUUCUGGUCAGCCAGUCCCAGAUGUGGCCCCAAGACAUGUGGAGGGGAAAAUAAUAUUGUGGAAAAUCCUUGCAUAUCAGCAGAAGAGACAGGCAGGCAGAGUGCGGAGGGGGAGAAGCUGAGUCAUUGAGGCAGGGGAGAGUAGCAAGAAAGACCAAUGGGGGAUAGAAGCUGUGAAACUAAGAUGAUGUAUAGACUAUACUUUUAAAGGACAUUCAAAACACAGUCUUCCCCAUAAAGAAUUCUGGACACUGUAGUUUACUCACAGAGUUACAAUUACCAGCAACCCUCAAUGAGCCACAAUGCACAACAUAAUUUGAGGGAAAGAAUAUGCUUUGAAUGUACAUUGUGUACACAGCCUUAGGCAAGAGUUACAAAAUGGAAAUGGCAAGAAUGGAGAAUAGAAGCAGGAAAGAAACUUUGAAGGAAGAAGACAUGGUCAUGUGUCUUAGAGGGCAGUAGCAAAAGGGGUAAAGAAAAUCAGAACCAGUGGGUUAUUAUAAGAAAGAUAACCAAUGGGUUAUUAUAAAUCUUGUGGCUAAAGGCAAAAUACUGUUGUUGUUGUUUUAGAAAAGCAAAUAUUAUCUAGAGAAAUGUCAGGUCUAAAUAAAGAAAAAACUGUCACUUUUGGAGUUUGAAAAUGCUGAGGGGCUGAUGAGAUUUUCCAGAGCAUUGAAUAUAAGAUGGAUUGUGCCCAUUUUGACAGUGGAUAAUUAAAUCGAGGGGGGGGGAAUGGCACACUUUUCUCCAGACAGCUUAUUUUCACAGAGAGCAGAAUGACAGGGUUACAAUGGAGAACUGGGUGCAAAAUUCUUGUUCAGGUGCUCAUUUGCUGGCAUACAGGAAGUUUUGUUUUGUUUUUGCACUCCCAGUUCCCAACUUCUAGGAGCAGUUAAUAAACUAGGAAUAGAUGCAAAUACAUUUCAUUGAGCUUCAAAGGCUGAGUGUGCUAACAGCCUAAAUAAAGAAGGGCUGAAGAGAUACAGAAACUUAUUGCCACCGACUCUUUGCCUUUUGAGCAAGUUCAAAAGCACAAGAACAGAUGAAGAGAGCAGGAAAUCCAUGAGAGUUUGGAGGAGAGAGCAGGUGUCCCACUGGAGCACUGAGCUUCUGUUUUCUUGCUGAUUCACCAUGCCAUAUGAAAGGUGGGAGGCUUCAAGAAAUCCAGCUUUGGGAAAGCAACUUACACCACCCCCAUGCACUGCUGAAUAACUUAACAGUGCCUUCCUGGAUAUCUGCUUACAAAUGUAAUUGCUAGCUAUUCUCUUUCAUUUACCUGAAGGGAUGGGUUAUUAUUAAUGCCUUGCUGUGGAUUUGGUUUCUUCUUUGUGCAUAUGCAACAGAACUAGGAAGUACCCAGCAACCUGAUUGUUUCACACAGUGGCAUGGUGAAGUAGUCAGUACUUCCUGUAUUCCAUACAAGCAGACAUGAGAAACCUCAGGUCUAGGGUCUCUCUGGGAAUCUUCCCAGGCCACACACACCCUCACUGGCUCUGCUCCAUGCCCCCCACUGGCUGCAUUUGGCUGGAAUGUGCAAAGCAGGAUCACAUACUUUGCUCCACCCUGCCCAUUUUUGCCUCUGGUCUGAAAAAGGCUGCCCACAAGGGAAUGCAGUUUUCAGGCAGAUAAAGGGCCCCUACCCAUAAUAUGAAGGGACGUGGAUGAUCAGACUUGCCGAUCAGAAGGUUGCCGAUCAGAAGGUUGGCGGUUCGAAUCCCCGCAACGGGGUGAGCUCCCGUUGCUCAGUCCCUGCUCCUGCCAACCUAGCAGUUCAAAAGCACGUCAAAGUGCAAGUAUAUAAAUAGGUACCCCUUCGGUGGGAAGGUAAACGACGUUUCCAUGCACUGCUCUGGUUCGCCAGAAGCGGCUUAGUCAUGCUUGCCACAUGACCCGGAAGCUGUACGCCGGCUCCCUUGGGCAAUAAAGCGAGAUGAGCGCUGCAACCCCAGAGUCGGCCACAACUGGAUCUAAUGGUCAGGGGUCCCUUUACCUUUACCUUACCCAUAAUAUGAGCUGGGUAGGCAAUGAUUAUGUCAUCAUUUAUUGAAGAUGGUUUUCUUCAUCAAGUGCUAGAGCUUGUAAGAUCUAGCACUGCAGUCAUUAGUGCCCCAAAGAUCUUUACUUCCAUUGUUGGAGGCAGUAUGUCUCUGAAAGCCAGUUGUCAGGAAUCACAAGUGGGGAGAGUGUUGUUAGGUCCUGCUUUCAGGCCUCCCAUGGGUAUCUGGUUGUCUACUGUGAGAACAGGGCGCUGAACUAGAUGGUCCAUUGGGCUGACCCAGCAGAGCCCUUCUCAGUGAUACAUUUUUGCCUUCUUUGAAUGUAAGCCAACUUAAACAGUAGCUGAAUCAAAGCAUCCUAGGGCACAUUAAAUGAUAAUAGAUUUAUUACACAUUACGAUUUUGGGGACUGAAAGCUGACUUCAUCAACUGCAUGAAAUGAACUUGCAUCUGUCAAGUAUAUAUACCAACAAGAGUGUAAAGGAGAAAAAUGUAAGGUGGAAGCUGAAUGGCAAUGAGAUGCAAAAAAAAGUGUAGAAUAAGCACAGUAAUCCUUAAUGCAAUACAUUGUUAGUAAUUUACUUAGCAUUGCUAAGAAGAAUGGAAAAGGCGUUAACGCAACCGUCUUAGCAAUGCUGAGAUGAUUCAUCUCCCACCUUAUGUGUUUCUCUUCUACACCCUUGUGUGCGUGCAUAGCAUAUACGCUGACUGCAAUUUCACUUUAGGCAACUGAUGACGUGAGCUUUAAUCCACAGAAACAUGCGCCAUAAUGAAUUUCUUAGCUUUUAAAGUGCUACAUGACUCUUGAUUUUGUCUAUACGUGGGAAAAUAAAAAUGGUUUUUUUUUACAAAUAGGUGUUUUCUAUGAGAAAGGUGAGUGUUUUUACAAGCUGUGACUUUUGAGAUUGUGUUCUAACUUUAAAAAAAAAUGUUUUCAGCAUGAUUUAUUAAUUGCUGUCCUAUUUUUUGGUAGAAAAGCCUGAGGAAGACCUGUUUGGGCUGAAACAUGUUGGGCGUUAACAAAAGUGCAUUACUCUUCAGCAUAUAUGGGUUGUAUCCAAUGAAGUCAUCUGGUUUGUGCACGGACUUCUGCUUACACAAUGGAAUUUCACCUCUCUUUCCUCCCACUGCCCCACAUCUAUUCUGGGUCCCCCCCCCAACCCUCUGGAGCAGAUUUUGGGAAGGGGACAGGAGAGGAAGGAGAAGUUCCAUUGUACAAGCAAAUGUCCUUGUGCAAGCAGGUUUGUUGGAUGCAACCCUGUAAGUUUAACUAGUUAAGAUAAUUUAUGAUUUAUUAUUCUUUAUGUUAGUCUUCAGCCUACAUGCUUGACAAUCUUAGGGUUCUUUUCAUAUGUUUUAUAUGAAAUCUGGUAAUACCAUUGUCAUUCUUUCUAAAUUUACAGUAUAAAUGAAGUUUUACACUCUACUGGCGGGGGAACUUGUGUAUUAAAGCUUACAGGUUUUUAGCAACUUUUUAAUAAUAAAUACAAGUAAAAUAAAGCAUGCAAAAUUCAACUACCGGUACUCUAUGGGAUAUCAAAACAUGAAAACUGAAAACUUUCCAAUGCCCCAUUAUCUCACCCAAUAUGACCCUAGCUUGGGUUAAGAUUUCCCCCAUGUCAUAAUUGUCCAGAAAGCUCUAUCACUGCUCCCCUCACAGAAAAGAACAGGAAGCUGGAGCGCACACAAAGUUUGGAUUAUUUCUAUUGUUUUUUGAAAUUGUUAUUUUCAUUUUCAAUACUGUGGAUCUAUUAUGACCUUGUAAUCAGUGGGACUGAGAUCUUGGCAAACAGAUACUUUACUUCCCCCACAAAGCUUGGGCUACACCUCAAUGGAGGGGAAUUCCUCAGGUUGGGUACAGAAAUCUUUCAUCUCCUAACUGAACUAUAGAUACCGAUAAGCUAGCAGUGAGAGAGGGGGGCACCAUUAUUGUUGCAUGCCACCCCAAUCUCAGAGCGGUGUGAGAUUUCAGGGUUUCCAGGUGCUUACCCAGAAUUCCAUUUCCUCAGAAUAAGGGACAGUAGAGAAACACUUGUGUCUUUAGGAUAUAUGGUUUAUUUACACAUAUAUGCAACCUGAUCUUAUGGUGGAGGGGCUCACAGCAUUAACACCCAAUGUGGUCUUGCCUUUCCCAUCGCCACAGCCUUGGAUCCCAGUACAUCCCAGGCAUGGCUAUAUAUCUCAGCUGCCCAGCCUACUUCUAGCUUCCAGCUCUCUCUCACACAACUCUGGCUUUUGCCUUUCUAACUAAGAGAUAGUUGAAGGAAGGGGGCCCACCCAUUUGAUCUCUGGCACAGAGCCACUUCCUUUGUUCCCUUAACUACCCAUACUUGGGGGGGGGGAGCAUUAUGACUCUUGCAUGGCUAAUUCAGCAAUUGGAUCCUUGUUGGAUUUGGGGAAUUAUGAGGAACUCAGGCAUACAGCCUACUCGCUCCCCCCAAAAAGAAAAAAAACACACCUUUAUCCUUCAGCCUCUAAAUGUGGAUAAGAGGAACACUUCCCUCAGGUUAUACAGAACAACAUAGAGAAAGGCUGACAAAGGGUGGGGAUUCUAGUUAAGGAAGGAAAACACGCAAUCACUCCUCCAGCCCGCUGGCCCUUUGAAAUAGGAAAAUCAAAUAUAGACAUUACACUAUGGCUCCACUAGUUACUUCUAGAAACCGAUAGUCCUGUGAGCACCCGCAAGUGUCCCAGAAGCAGUUCUGAGAGGUACGGUAAUCCUGGAAUGUAAUCCAGGAUGUUAUCUUAACGCGUGGUAGGUAAGGUCCACAAACCACAGACUUAAUUUUAGAGUGGACACGCACAGGAUUGCGCGCCAAGCAAAUAAAACCCCAGAGCGCGUGCUCGCUUUUGCAGCUCCCCAAGCAGUUCUCUUUCGGACUUCUUUCCUUUCCAGCCAACACGCAACCUUCCCUUCCUUAUCCCAAGUGCGGGAAAUCAGUGGCGCGCAAAACCAGAGGAAAGUCCCCGUACAGAAACUUCCCUGGAAAAGGGAAAACAAAAAGCAUCCACUGCUGUGUUUGCCUUACUGGCACAGCUGCACAGCGUGGGCGGCUCUGCCUAGGACACGGGGCAGAAGCAAUUAAGGACAGGCAGGGCAAAGGCUGCUCCUGACCGCGCCUCUCCCUUCCCGCUCCCCUUUGCAAGGCGGAGGGAUUUUUAUUUUAUUUUCUGAAAGAAUUUUCCCGUGGAAUGUGACGAGUCACCACUCACGUCAAGCCACGCCGCGGGGGAGGGCUAUUUUUACCGCUUAGAACGGGCUGCCAGAAGAAAAGCCCCGCCCCUUGCUCCAAAGUUGAGCCAGGGGGGCUCCCUUUCUAAUAGGGAGAAGUGGGAGGAACCCCACCUAUUGCCUAUCUAUAACCCUAUCCGUUCUCCGCGCCGCCGCGCCCCCUAAAGUGGUACAUCCUAGGAACUACUUUGUUCUGAGGAGGUAGAAAGAAAAAAAGGCGAAAUAGGUGGGCAGUCGACGACGCGUCACGCGCUUGGAGGGAGGCGGCGCAAGCGUACGAGGGCCGUUUGUAGUUCCGGUUGAGGAAGCCGCCGCCGCUCGUGCGCCUCCGGAGGCUGCUGAUUGGCUGAGCCGGCGCUCGUCCCUCUUCGCUGUCGGCGUGACGGCAGGCGGAGGAGGAGGAGGAAGAAUAGGAAGCUCCUCCGCCGCCGCCGCCGCUGUUGGUUUGCCGGCUUCGGCUGGAGAGUCCUCCUUUCUUUGGUUCCUGAGGCGGUGCGCCCUCCCGCCUCUCUUUUCGCUCCCCUCACGCUCUCCUCGGCCUCCGCCUCCCCUUCCUUCCUUCCUUCCUCCCCCUUUGCCCUCCUUGCCUUCGCCAUGGCCACCCGCUCGUGCCGGGAGAAGGCGCAGAAGCAGAACGAGCAGCACCAGGCCAUCCUGGCCAAGCUCCUGAGGGAGGAGGACAACAAGUACUGCGCCGACUGCGAGGCCAAGGGUACGUCGGCGGGGGGCGGGGAAAAGGACCGGACGUUGGGGUGGGUCGGCGGGGGUCUGAGGCGGCGGCCUUCGCGGUGAGAGGGACAGGUGAACCGCCAGGGGGUGGGAAUGGUCCUUUGUGCCUCUGUGGGAUAUCCCUCCCCCCUUUUUUUAACAUUUCCUAGGUGGGUGGGGGGCCGAGGGUGCGAAAUGGGAAAGUGGUUGUGGGGUGGCGGCAGCAGCAGCAGCUGCAGAAGGCCGAACAGCCCUGGCUGUUCUUUUAUAAUAAAUUAUAAAUAUAUAAUAUAUUUUAUAAUAUAUUAUAAAAAAGGCACCUCUGUGGUUUGCUGGCAGGCUUUUUCCUAUCACUUGCUGUUGUAUCAGCGGUAUCGCUGCGGCCACUGCUUCCUGGAACCUGCUUCCUUCCUUUCCUAUUAUGUCUCUUUCUCUCUCUACUUCUAACAGGACUGACAGUUACUUGUAAGGGUUUUUUGUGGUUGCUAGGGUGUGGGGGAAAUAAAAGGUUUUGUAUAUGAGAUGCACACACACACUGGGCAAAAGAGUUCCUGCAUUGCAGGGGGGUUGGGCUCGAUGACCUUUGUGGUUCCUUCUGACUCCACAGUUCUGUGAUCUCCCGCCCUUCUAAAAGCAGGGUUUGAUUUGAGCAGUGCUCUCCUCUGAGGAUUUAGCAGGCACAGAGAUACACCCUCUUCUAACACUUAGGAGUAGGAGGACUCCCGUCCUGAGUCAGGGAUGACGAGGAUAAGGGCUAAGUUCCAGAGAGGCUUUUCAGGUUUGUUUGAGAGUUUGGGCAUGCCUAGUAGGAUUCUUGACAUUUUUUGUUUUUCCUUUCCCAACAGCAAGCUGUAAUGCCAUACAGCAAUUUGGCUUUGGAAGUGUUCCUUAGUUUUGAAAAGAGGGUUGGCUGCGUGGCAUGGAAAGGCUAGCUGUUAAAGAUGAGCAUGCCUGAGGCCCUGUUGGUUCAUGGAACCAUAUUCUUGGGUUUUUUGCCAUUAUUUGGAAUGAUACAUAGAAGUGAAUAUUGUAUCAUUUUAGAAGUUCCCUGAUGGAGAGUCUGGUUCAAUGUGUUGAGGUUGUAAGGAUUUGCACAUGCUGUAGGCUCUUCACCACAGUUGCUGGAGUUAAGUAAGUGUUGUUGACAUUGACACUGACACAUGGAAGUAAGUUCCACAGACCUCAGUAGGAUUUAUAGAGCUGGUGUUCAAGGGUAUGUUGCAAAGGCAGCAGAGUAAAAGAAAAAUACCCUUGGUGGCUCAGGAUUUUGCAUUUUAGAAUUGGUUUUGACUCGAGUACAAUCUAACUUUUUUUUAGUUAUGAUAAAAUGUGACAACAUUGGGCUUUUCAAGACCUAUUCAAAUGGGAAACAGUAUCUGUCUGGAAACUUCUCUGUCAUAGCAGAUGUGCACAGGUGAUUUUGUUCCUAUAUUGAUGGCUAGUUUCAGGUGGUGGUGAUGGGAGACCUUAUAGCCCAUGUGUUAGUGUUCUGCAAGGCCCAUUUUGUUUCCCAAGCUGUUGUAACAUCUAAAUGACCUCCUGGGUGAGAAUAUCCAGAGGUCUUGAGUUAGGUGCCAUCAGCAUGCUAAUACCACCCAGCUCUACUUCUCCUGUUCAUCAGAAUCAGGUGGUGUGAUUGCCAGAAAAACCCUGAAAAGAAGAUCAAAGUUAAGAUCAAGGUACUGAGAGUAAGACGUUGUUUUAUUAUUGUUGUUGUUGUUGUUGAGGUGGUGGGCAACUUGUUAUGGUUGGGUUGCAGAUUGAGGGUGUGUGUUGAUUCAACCUGUAUUUGGAAGCCAAGGUAGAAUCUAUGGCAAGAGGUACAUUCCGCCUCCCAAUGCAAGCACCAGCUGUUUCCUCACAGAAAGACCCUGGUCAAUUUGAUCACUGUUACAGUAACAUCCAGUUUAUACUAGGACCAGGUGUUGUACAUAGGGCUGCCUUUGAAGAUGUUGGAAACUGCUGGUGGUCCAAAAAUACAAUUUCUAGAUUAUUCAUAAAAUUGGCUAGUUAUUAACUUGAUUGGCCACUGAUCUGUUUCCCAACACAGUUCAGAAGUGCUUCUGCUUACCUAGGUUUCAAGUCAUACACAGUGGUACCUCGGGUUAAGAACUUAAUUCAUUCUUGAGGUCUGUUCUUAACCUGAAGCACCACUUUAGCUAAUGGGGCCUGCCGUUGCGCCGCCGCUGCACGAUUUCUGUUCUCAUCCUGAAACAAAGUUCUUAACCCGAGGUAAUAUUUCUGGGUUAGCGGAGUCUUUAACCUGAAGCGUAUGUAAUCCGAGGUACCACUGUAUAGGCCUUUAGGGUAUUUGAAGGAGUGCCUAAUCCCAUGUGAGUCUUCUCAUAUGUUAAGGGUAUCUUCUUUGGUCCUUUUUGGGUGUCCCUGCCUUCAGAGACGUUGAGUGGAAAAAGGACCUUAUCAAUUGCGGCUUCCUGUGUGUAGAAAACCAGGAAAGUUUGCCUUGUGCUGGAUUUCAAGUCUUCCAGGGUUAGAUUAAGAUCUCUCUAUUUACCUGUGCCUUUUAACUGCAUUGUUAGAUUGGUUUUUUCCUGCUGCUUUGUUCUGCACUGUUGUUUUAAUUGUAUUUUGAUUUUCUUGUGUGUGGUUAAAUAUUUAUUCUAAGCCUCCAUAUUGAUAUGGAAGUUAUCCCAUUGAAGGGUGAGGUAUUAAAUAUUUUAGAUUAAUACCUAGAGCAGCAAUUCAGUUCUUACCAAGUAUGAUGACAUUCCUUCCUUAAUCUUAACUUCUUUUUCUAAACAUACUCCAGAAAUAGAAGGUCAGAGCUGAACAUUUAUUGCAGCAGUUGUCAGGGAGGAGUGGUUUACAGACUUUUAACUAUAAGUCUGCCCACAGUCCCUUGAAUGAAUUAGAUCAUUGCAUUAUUUCAAAGUCAGGGAAACAGACUGUGUGGUUUUAUGCAAUGUUUGACCUAGAAUUUCCUUGAUGUUUCAUUGUGUUGCCCUACCAUAAUGAGGAAGAGAAGUGAGUCAUACCAGUGGGCUAAUGCUUGCUUUGCCUGAGCACACAUCAGGAACUUGUCUCCCUAACAAAUGCUGAAUUGCCUAUGCUGAAUGUUGAAACACAAGAUAAAAGAGGGAAUCCUAAUUUCAAAAGUAAGAAUAAUUUACAGUGGUGCCUCGCAAGACGAAAUUAAUCCGUUCUGCGAGUCUCUUCGUCUAGCGGUUUUUUCGUCUUGCGAAGCAACCCUAUUAGCGGAUUAGCGCUAUUAGCGGUUUAUCGGCUAUUAAAGGCUUAGCGGCUUAGCGGCUAUUAGCGGCUUAGAAAAAGGGGGGGGAGCGAAAAAAAUCUCAAGACUCGCAAGACAUUUUCGUCUUGCGAAGCAAGCCCAUAGGGAAAUUCGUCCUGCGAAGCGCAUCGAAAAACGGAAAACCCUUUCGUCUAGUGGGUUUUUCGUCUUGCGAGGCAUUCGUCUUGCGGGGCACCACUGUAAUAGGCUAAGGCCUAGAAUUGCUGCAUGUUACAAGGAUUCACUUGGUUAGCAGAACAGCUUUCAUUACUUUGUUUUCCAAAUUCAGUCAGUUUCCCUGAAGUCAUUUUUUCAGAUGUUUCAAAGCUUCACAUACAAGAAACAAAGUUAUCUGUGAUCAGCAGUCUGUAAAGUCAAACUUGGGAAAAGUACAGUUGCUUACUGAGUAAAGAGUAGCAUCAAUACUUAGAAUGCUGGGUAGCAAAGUAGCAAAAUGAGUAGGGAAAUAAUCUUGACCAGCAACCUCUCUUUGCGUGGCGAGUUCCCGCCCCCCACCAGGAUAAAUAAAGACACGAGACACCAUAGUUUAAGGUUAAAUGGGCGAAUUAGGCCACAACUUUAUUGAAUUCAGGAAUGAGAGGCAUUGGCUUAGGCAUUAGUCCUAACGACUAUCCGCCUGCAACCCAUUUGCUGGAGACACGGGGAAGGGUUAACACUAUAUCGGGGGAGUCUCCCGCCGAGGCACAUCGACUAGGAGCUCCCCUGGGUCACCGCUCGGGGGCGUGCCUUUGGCCCACACCUCCAUAGGCUUCGGACAGGGCCACGCCCCCCAGAGUCCUUUAACGGACCACCCUUCGCUCACUGGGGGGAGGUGAUGGCGUUCCUCCCCCCCCCAUCCUCUUAACCCCUUCUUACCAAUGCCUACCGCCAAUGCCAAAGAGUUGUGACGAGUUGCUACGAGUUAGGCGAAAAACCAAAUGGCUGUAAAUUGCCAAUUGGGAAAAAUUCCUACCAUGCCCCAUGCGGCGACAGACCGAAGUCCAUAGCAAAGUCAGAGACCUACCUAAAGCCUACCUAAAGUACAGUUGCUUACUGAGUAAAGAGGAGCAUCAAUACUUAGAAUGCUGGGUAGCAAAGUAGCAAAAUGAGUAGGGAAAUAAUCUUGACCAGCAACCUCUCUUUCUCCCCCAAAUGAGAUCCACCUUUACUGUAGAUCUGAUGUGGGAACCUCUUUGUAAUUCUCCAUAUUCCCUUCCUCCCACCUUCUUUUCUACAUCCCAUCACCCUCCAUAUUGUGUGUGUGGGGAAACCCUACCACUCACACCCCUCAAAAAUGUUAGUAGCAUUAUUUCUGUAAUAAUAUCAAGGUAGUAAAAUGCUGUGGUGCGCUGUCUGGAGAGGGUACUGUGAGGCUAAUUAUAUCUGGUCUUGUAUGGCAUGGUUUUGUGGUUUUUUUUUGCUGUUGUUAUAAUAAAACUCCUUUGGGUUGUAAUGACCUAGUUUAAUUUAAUUCAGGAUAUCUGCCAUCUCCACUCCCAUACCUGCAGUUGUUGGCACCUUUGAAAUUAAAAAACAUACAGCACCUAGCAUAGUGCAUUACAAUUGCUACAGCAGGCAGAAAACUCAUUAAAUGGUCUACUAAGACCCCACCAAGCCCUUCGACAAUGUUCAAUUGGUCCAUGGGAAAAAUGGCUUGGGAACCACUACUUUAAACCUAAAGGGGAAUUAGUGGUGGGGAAUCUCUGGGCAGUGGGCACAAUUUAUAUCUCAGUUUCUGACUUCUUAAUACUGCCUUUCCUGCAGAGGGAGGAUGUACAUGAAUCCAGUACCCAUGGUAGAACCUUCCUUCAUCCCACUAAAUAUGAUACUGUGUUGCAUGUGAGCAUGGCUAAUGAGUGCACUGCAGUAGAAACAAAUGGAAACAAUCAUGUACCAGAACUCCGCCCCAUUUACGCAUGGUUUAUGUCCCAAGGCACUGUACGUAUAAGUGAAAUCGCUUAUAUUUGAAACACAACUGAAAAGGCCUGUGAACAUCCAAUUCCGUCCCUUUUUUGUGACGUUUUUGGGUCACUUCUGGGUUUGGGCAAUGCACACAUAUUGAAUGCACCUAAAACAGUCGCUGCCUGUAUGCAGGGUGUUUGGGGGGGGUGUUAGUUGAAGAAGCAAUAAAGAUACAGUGGUUAUUCAAAAUUUAUGCAGUAUUGUUGUUGGUUUUUGUUUUUUGUUUUUUUUUUAAGUAAAGGGGGCAGAGAGCCUAGCUGGGCUUGUCUGCAGGGGCAGAGAGUCCCGCAUACCUCCCUGCAGCAGCGGAGGGUGCGCUGCACUUCCCUGCAGUGGCUGGGGGCUUACCACGCCUUCCCCGGGAAUUUACAAAGGGGAGGCAUAUAGUAAUAGUAGAGAUGAAAAGAUAUAAUGUGUACUUGACUUAAACAUUUAAACAAUAACCUGGAUUAUUAUCUAAGUGCAUCAGCGCUAGAAUACUGCUGUGGUAUGAUAUGGCGACAAUCAACCUAACUGACUAGUCAAGUGUCUAAAAAGAGUCCAGGUUUUUAUAGUGAAAUAGUUAAUUCUAUCUACAAUUUUAUACUUGAGGAAGAAAAAAACAACUCAUUUGCUAGGAGAUCCAGACGAUUGCACCCAUGGGACUUCCCUUCUGGAGGAAGAGGGAAGGCAGUUUUCAUUUAUUUCUCCCUGCAGUCCCGACCAUGCUUCCCAAAGAAUGUUCUAGACUAGAGAGUUACGGGACCAUUUAGAACAAUGAGGGUGGCAUUGGGGGCAAGAUGAGAAAUUGCCUCUUUUUCCAUCUUCCUCCAACAGGGGCUUCUGCUGGACCUCAGUUCCUUCUGCAGUAGUAGGAGCCUUUCAGUUUGUUUGAGGACAACUGGAUACAACCACAGCAGAAAACAUCAAAGUGCCUUUGAAAAUGUACUGAAAGAAGUUCCCUUAAAAGGAAUUUGCUUUAAAUGUGGUGUUACACUAGAAUUCCCAGGUCUUGGGAGUGAAAUCCAUUAAAAAAAAAACCGCCGCCCCACAUCACCGAUUGCAGCACAGUUCAUUUGAAAGUCAUAAUUGAGCAACAACAAACCUUCAAAGGACAACUUGAAUUUUAAAAAUUGCUGAUUUAUCAUCAAGUUAUUUGUUAUUUGUUUAGUACUAAGUCAAAAUGUAAAACUUUUUUCCUGUUGCAAGUGUUAAUUUUUAACAUAGAAAAGCGAGGCAGAAAGUGUGAUUGCUGAUUACUGCUAUUGUGAAAGAUCACCGUCCUUGUCUUGUACACAUUUGUCCUUCAUAUAGAAAUGUCACACACUGUACCUCUUGCAUUUCAUGGUAUUUUGGCCCCCAUUGUUUACAGUUUCUUUAAGUAUUUGUCAACAGAGAAUUGUACUUAAUUCAUCUGAAGUGCCUGCUAGUCCAUGAAGACUUAUGUCACAAUAAAUCUGUUGGUCUUUAAGGUGCCACUUUACUCUUAUUGUUCAUUUCAGUUGUAUAACUAAGUAGCCUUUUGUUAUGACUCCCUGUUACUUGCUGCUUAUAAGCUGACAUGCUGUUAAUAGGAUCAGAAAAUAAAAGGCAAUUUGGAACUAUGGCAUUACAGUAAGAGGUAAUAAUUAUACUUUAUGGAAGUGGGAAUAAAACAAGCCAUUGUAUAUUACAAAAUAAAGGUCAUCCUUUAAAAUACAAAACAUUGGAAACCCAUAUGGUAGCUCAGUACCUUGUAUGUAAGCUGUAGUUUAUUACUUUCAGUCAUAAAUACUGUCACAAGUCAGACCCUCACUCUUAACACCAGCAGGCAGCAGAUUUGAGUUUUCCACUCCUUUGCUGUAUAGUUUUGUUGUACUAUAUGACUACUGUGAAGUACUCAUUAGCUCAUUGCUUGAAUCUUACGGAGGAUUUCUUUCCUUUUUUUGUCAGUUUUCUAUUUGAGCAUACAGUGGUACCUCGCAAGACGAAUGCCUCGCAAGACAAAAAACUCGCUAGGCGAAAGGGUUUUUUGUUUUUUGAGCUGCUUUGCAAGACAAUUUUCCCUAUGGGCUUGCUUCGCAAGACGGAAACAUCUUGCAAGUUUGUUUCCUUUUUCUUAACACCGUUAAUACAGUUGCGACUUGACUUCGAGGAGCAACUCAUAGAACGCAGUGUGGUAGCCUUUUUUGAGGUUUUUAAAGACUUUGGUAUUUUUGAAGCUUUUCCAAAACUUUCCCGACACCGUGCUUCGCAAGACGAAAAAAAUCGCAAGACGACAAAAUUCGCGGAACGAAUUAAUUUCGUCUUGCAAGGCACCACUGUACCAGGACUUAAGAUACAGGAGAAAUUUUCUGGCUAGUAGUAUUAAAAUGCACAACAAGCUGAAUAUAUGUUGAUUCACUUUAAAUUUAUAGCAAAUUAACUGAAUUACUUAAAGUAUGCAUGCUGUGAUUAAUUCUCCAAAUUUUGUGUAAUUGGUUUGUAGACUACAAACACAAUAAACAUUGAUUUAGUGCAGAUUUAAAUUUUUGUUAUUAUAGAGUGCAUAUUCUUGGCUCAUUUGAAGAGCAUGCCAAGUGUGGUGGCAGUCAAACUUUACAUGAUUUUUAAAAUUGCAUUUAAAUUGGCUUGUAUUUUAUCUUGUUUAUAUGUGGGGUGCUUUGAGGAUCCUUUUUAUUGACUGAAAUAUGUCAUAUAAAUUUUACAUAUUUCUUGAAAGUAUUUCUAUACCACCAUAUCAAAAUAUCAGAGUGGUAUACAAUGUUAAAACAAAAAACAUAAUCAAAACAAUACAGACCAAUCAUUAAAAUGUCUGACUAAUCAAAAAAUUAAAAAUUAAACAGCUGCAAAUGCCUUUGACAUAAAAAAGAGACAUCUAAAACUUAAAAGCAAGGGUGACUACUGAAACUUCUUCGAAAUCUUCCACAGCGUGAGACUAACAACAUGAAACUCCUGAUUUCUCAUUGAGGACAGUUGAGUCUCUGUAACAUGGGAGACAACUAGUAGCACUCCUGGUUGAUCUCAUUUUCUGAAUAAAUAUACAUUAAAAACCAUGUAGGAGGGGUAAGGAUUUGGGCAUCUGAAGGGGGUGAAGAAGAUAAGAGUCAUGUGAUCCUGUAGUCAACUCACAACUGAAGCCGAGCAUGAAUUUGCUUAUGAAUUGAGGAACAACUGGCUGAACAUGUCUGUUAUGGUUUAACUUGUGAACCACCCUGAGAUCUUUGGAUGAAGGGCAGUAUAUAAAUGUAAUAAAUAAUAACAAUAAUAAAGGGUAGGGAAUCACCAUCCCACGGGCCUAAUUAGUCCCACCCAGUCAUUUUGCCCAAGCUUUUCAUGUUUUAAUAAGACAUUCUGUUUUCUGCUGGAUUUAGUAUUGCUUUAUCCCCCCCCCCCUUAUCUCUUCUGUAUUUUACUGAUACUAUAUUAAUCCUUUGUUACACUUCUUUGAUAUGUAUGGGUCACAAAGAACUGGAAAUAAAAAUUAAUACUUGCAUCAAUUAUUUUUGAUGGGAUAUGUACUCAAAUAUUGCUCCAGUCCAAGUCCAUGCUUCUGUUCUAGCAAUUCAUGCAUGUACUAGUGCUGUGUGUGGCUCUCCUUAGCUGAAUCCUGAAUCAGGAGAGGAAACAUGGGUAGGGAGGAAGGAUUAAAAGAGAAAAGCAUGAGAUCGCUACCCAUACAAUCCAAGAAAUCCAUUUCUUUUAUUGAAAGGAAGGGCUAACAAAAUGAUAAUGACACUCACCCCUGAACUUCUAGUAGAUGUAGAAUUGCCAGGGGCUAUAAUUUAUCAUAUCAAGGAUGUGAUUAUAGGUGCUUUAAGUGAAAUGCUUCCCUCAGUGGUUUAGGCAGCUACCCCUGGAAAGAUACCCCAAAGGGAAGGGAUCUUCCCUAUCAAUAGGUUCUCAAAUUGAGCUCACAGAGAUAAGGAAAGUUAGAAGGGAGAAUAUAAGUUUUAAGACAAGAGUGGUCCUGUUGGGCAGUUGUAUCAGAACUGGAAGAAAAGCAUCCCUGCAGUAGGGACCAUCAUACAGAUGCAGAGCCUCUACUUUAAACAAAGUUCAGUUUGGCUAAUCUGCCUGUACCUAAUCCAUAAUGAUGUUUCUUGGUGACUGGAUUUUAAAAGUAGCUUUAAAAAGUAGCUUUCACAGUGAUGCUCAUUUAAGCAUCAUUAUGUUAAAGAAAAUGAAAUGGCACUUCUCUUAUGCCCUCCUCUGGCAAAAAGAUCUUCUACAUGGAGGAACAAAUUUAGUAAGCACAUGCCCAUCCACAUGCCCACAAUUGAUCCUUUAAAAUUAAAUAGAAGUGUGUAUUUCAACUACAUUCAGUUUUGUUUUACAAGUGGCAAGAGAACCGUGGCAUAAAAUCUAGCACUUCAGUUUCUGUAGACUGUCCCACAUGAUUUUGUUUCUAUACUUUGUGGCUCAGACAAGGAUUUAUCAGCUGGUCUGUAACUGUCACAGUAUAAAUCAUCUUACUUGGUUUACAAAUUGAAAAUAUUUCUAAUUUUGUGCAACAUUAAAUUCAACAUCAUUAAUAUGAAGACAUUGGUUGCAAGGCCAUUAUUUCAUUAUCAUGCCCUGUAAAUGCUUGCAUCAUUCUUCUGCAUUCACCCUUUUCAAACGGAAGGUGAUCUCUUUAUCUCUUCCUGUUGAAUGUUUAAUCUGAUCUAGCAAGGUAAUCUCUGUACAGCUAAUCUAGGGUGAGAGGAAUAAUCUAUGGAGUUAGAAUAACAGGACUACAGUGGUACCUCGGGUUACAAACACUUCAGGUUAUAGACUCCGCUAACCCGGAAGUAGUACCUUGGGUUAAGAACUUUACCUCAGGAUGAGAACAGAAAUUGCACACCGGCAGCUGCUGGAGGCCCCAUUAGCUAAAGUGGUACCUCAGGUUAAGAACGGUUUCAGGUUAAGAAUGGACCUCCAGAAUGAAUUAAGUUCGUAACCAGAGGUAACCCUGUAUGGGUGGUCAUCAAAACUGAGAAUAGCAUCUUACUUAGAGCUGCCAUAUGUCCAAAAUUUCCUGGACAUAGCUGCGAUUUGUCCUCCGAAAAUAGCGUCCAGGUGCAAUUUUUGAAAAGCAGCAAAAAUGUCUGGGAAAACCUGGGCAUAUGGCAGCCCAUAUCGGAAGUGUUGAUUUUUUGGCGACAUUCCUAAAAAAUAGGUAAGAAUUUCAUAUAUAUUUUUUGGAGAUUUUGCAGGAAAAAAGCUCAACAACUUUGCCCCUCCUCCCAAAAAAGCUCUAUUCCAGGACAGGUGUCAUAGGUCUUGUCAUCCAGGCUUCCCUUAACUCUAAACUUCAGUUACUGAUAAGUGUAUACUCAAACCCUUGCUCUCAGUUACUGGAAUACUGGAGUAUAAAAAAAUUUCUGGGAGAUGACUUGUAGAUUGUGUGAACAGUCAGCUGAUUCUUGCUACAACUGAACAGAUGGAUGUCAGUUGACUUUUUUUUUCUGCAGGAACAGGUCCCGUUAAUUAGAAGAGUUUCCAAAACUGGUCUGUGAGCUUCAUUUAAGUGGUCUGUGGAUUUUUGGUGGAAUACAGUGGUACCUUGGUUCUUGAACUUAAUCCGUUCCAGGAGUCCAUUUGACUCCCGAAACCGUUCGAAAACCAAGGUGCGGCUUCCGGUUGGCUGCAGGAGCUUCCUAUACUCAAGCGGAACCUGCGUCGGACGUUUGUUUCCGAAAAACAUUUGCGAACUGGGACACUUUCAGGUUUGCGGCGUUCGGGAGCCGAUUUGUUCGACAACUAAGCCAUUCGAGAACCAAGGUACCACUGUACAAGGAGACAGCAUGUCCAUUAUAUUAAAUAUUAGCUCAGUUGGGGAGCGUGGUGCUUAUAACACCAAGGUCACAGGUUUGAUCCCUGUAUGGGUGCAUAUUCCUGCACUGCAGGGGGUUGGAAUAUAUGAUCCAUGGGGUCCUCUCCAAAUCUGAUUCUAUUCAUAUUGAUUUUUAAUUGUAUUUUAUUGCUUCCUUUAUUGCUUUUAUUUCUUCUUAUGCUUGUAUUUUAUUACAUUAAAAUUUUAAUUCUGUGGAGAAAUAGAAGAAGCAAUAAAAUACAAGUAAAACCAUACAGUAUCUAGCACAGAUGAGGUAUGAGAGACUCUGUUGGCAAGUAGGUAAUGGCUUUUCCCACCUGCCUUGCCCCAUCCUCCAGCCCAAGGAAACUUCAGAAGGGAGUUCCUCCCACAGGCGGUAUGUGUAUGUGUAUUUUAAUGAGCUAAAUAGAGAGAUUAUGAGUCAUAAACUUAAACUUAAUAGUGCUUAGUUUAUUUUUUGGUUGCUAUUUUGUUAAUGUUAAUAUUUUAUAAAUUGUAAAUACUGUAUUGAUUUGUUAAUCAUAUAAUAUGACUUUGCUUUUUUAGCUUAUUUUUAAUUGUUGAUUUCUUAACAAUGUUUUAUAGAUUUCAAUUGUUUCACUGAUUGAUUUUUUAAUUAUUCUAUAAGAUUUAUGCUGUACUUGUGAUGUUCUUUUAUGUUCUAUCUUAUUAUUAUUUAUUGUUUGCAAGCUACUUUGGGAUUUACUUGGAAUGAAAAGUGGCAUAGAAAUAUAAUCAAUCAAAUCAAUCAAUCAAUCAAUCAAUCAAAACUGUGUUGCAUUGCAGUUGCUAAAACAGACAUAAAAAACCUUUAACAGUCUGCCAAGACAAUCAGCAUUUUUCAAGUGGUGCAUGAGAAAAAGAGUUUGGAAGCUACUGUAUUAGAAGAGCACCUCAGGUUUUGAAAAAUUGUGUUGCUUAAGAUACUGAGUGCUAGAUUAAUUUAAGCAUUUUACUUUCACUGUUCACAUAAUUUGUGUAUACAUAUAGUUGAUUCAGGUGUUGAAGAAACUUGCAGCACAACUGGAUAUAACAUUUAGAGAUCCAUGAUCAGAACUCUUACUUUUAAAAAUAGUUUAAUAACAGCCACAGGGAGAAAAAUAUUUAACCUUUCAUUCCGUGCCAUUUUCUUAGUGAAAACUGUUUACCUUCAGCUUCUUUUUAGCCUGUGGGGGGUGGGAAUCCCACAGCUAUGUGUACAUUUCCCCCCAUGAGGCAAAUAGUUUUGAGUACAUAAUUUUCAUUUGGAAAACAAGAGGGUGAAGAAAAGAAUACACCCCUUUUCCCCAGUGACAUAGUACUGAUGGGAUUGCCUUCCUCCUCCACUGUUAAUAGUUUAACGAAACGAAAGGAGAUAUGCUCUCAGAUCUUGCAACUUACUUGACCCUCAACCUGUUUGUCAGUUACUUUGCUCCAGUAUUAGAUCAAGAACUGUGUGUCUGUGUGCACGCAUGCAAGUACAUGCCUAGUUUUCUGAAUAAUUUGUUGCCUUUAAAUUUUACUUUAGUUCCCUGAUUUAAUUUUGCAGUUUUCAUUUAUGCCUGCAGCUAUAUUAGAUUAGCAUCAGCAAGUGUAUUCUGCCAGGGCUAUAUCUUCUUUGUUUAAGUAGCAAAUAUCUCCAGUUUUUGUCGUAGUUGUGAUUCCUGCCAUGUAGAAUUCCAUAGAUGCUCUAUCAUUACUUCUAGUGUAUAAUCUGAUUUAGCGUAUAUUUUCAUUUGUAUCACUGUAGAAAAUUAUUGUCUUACCUAUUGAGCAAGGCAAGAAAAUUAAGAAAGGCUCCCGGCAAGAAUACAUGUAAUGGAUGUUAUACACACAUCCCUUCUCUCUAUAGAAAUGGGUCACACAAGUUAUUAUGAAUGCAAAUUGAAGGGGUACCUUUGAUAUUGUUUAAAUCAUGUCUGACAAUAUAAUUAUUUGUGUGUGUGAAUCUGGUUUAUUGCUAGACUUACUCAUUCGGCAGGUAAAUAACCAGGUCUUCAUAAAGACAGCAGCUUUUGGAAAAUGGUUAUAAGAGACCUCAUUGUAUCCUGCUCCUUUACCCCUGAAAAUCAAAAUAUAUCAAAAUUGAUGCAUUUUUUAGCUCUACAAGAUUAACAUGCAAAUGACUAAUGGAAUUGUUCCAUAGGAACUUGAUAAUUUUGUGCAUCUAAAACUGGGCCAUUAUGUUUAGUCUUUUUCACCAAGAAAGUAAACUGAUUAUAGGUUUUCCAAGAAUUAAGGGCAGGUUUGCUUGUUCUCUGCAUGGAUAAAUUAACAGUGCCACUAGGUGGAGCUGUUAAUCCAAACAAGUGAAAAUUGUCAUUAAGCAUUUAGUUUGCUUCCUGUUGAACAGUACUGUAUUUUGGAAUUAUUAGAAUACCAGAUAAAACUGGCUGUAAUGAAGAGCAUAAGAGCUAUAGGACUCCUGGGAUAGGCAAAUGCUAAGAAAUCUUCUUAACCUGUAUCCUUUAUUGGGAGAGAUAUAGUAAGUAGUGACAGAGCAUCCAUAGCUUAUUGGUAGAACACCUGCUUUUUGCAUCCCAGAUCUGAAUACUGGCCUUUCCAGGUAGGACUGGGCAUGUCCCCUAUCUGAAAUGCUGGAGAAUUGAUGCUCGUCAGUGUAGACAGUACUGAUCAAUGGCCUGAAUUGGUAUAAGGCAGCUUUCUAUGUUCUUAAGUAGCAUACAGAGAAAGAUGCAUACUGUUAUGGAUUUCAUCUAAUGAAUAAAACAACCUAUUGAAAUGUUCCAGCUGAAAUAACCCCUCAGUGUUGGAAGGGUGAAGUUUACAACAAUAAUCAAAUAGAAAUUUGGUACCGAUGUUUAUGAAAAAAUCAGGAAGUGUAUCUGUGAUGGGAUGAUGAGCUGCUUGUGCGUAAAAUCGUAUCCCCUCAGAGUUUGUUCAAGUCCACAAACCUCUGUCUGUGACGGAGCCCCUCAGACAUGGCUACUCUAGUCACUAGCAGAUUCCGACAGUGGUUGCUUUCGUAAUCGCUUCCAACAUAAAAGCUCCUUAACGGAAACACGUCUUCUGGAAUCUCUGCGUGACAGUUUCCGGCGAGGAGUGGGUGUUCUUACAGGAGGUCCUGAAACUUCCCCACUGUUUUCGCUGGAAGUGUCUCUGAGCCAUCCCUCCAGCUCAGCUCCUCUCCCCCUGCUGGUUCCCUCUUCAGCUGCUGCGUCUCUCCCAACCUGUGUGAGCCCUUUCACCUCCCUGUUGGUUCCCUCUUCAGCUGCUGCGUCUCUCCCAACCUGUGUGAGCCCUUUCACCUCCCUUCCGUCCGAUGGCAGUUCCCUGACAUCCACCUCCCCUCCAGGGCCCCCUUCACCCCCUCUCGCCCCCUCCUCUACGGGCGGUGAGGAGGCAAAACCCGGAAUGAACUUCCUUCAUCUUCCGAUGUCUCGAACACUUCUCUCAACCUGUUGCGGUUCCUGGUCUCGAAGUACACCUCCUCCUCAGAGUCCAUCUCCCCUUCCCCUUCCGAGUCCGGGAAUCCUUCCAACUCCUCCCCUUCAUCAGUGGUCCCAAAGUAUUCCCUCCGGAACCUCUCCACAGGCUGAGGUUUCCUUGGGAACCUUUGAUGGAACGUUUCUAUCAAUACCUCGUCAUUGAUAUCUUCAGCCAUUACCCAAGUGUUUUCUGACUCCGGUUCUCCUUCCCACGCUACCAAAUACUCCACCUGAUCCCCCUUCCACCUGGCGUCGAGGAUUUCUGCCACAUGGCUGCUGCAUUCUCUUUCUUCUACGACCGGUCCCGAGGGGCCAGCCCUUCUCGUCCCCCUUCGUACGGUGACAGUAACGACCUGUGAAAUACUGGGUGCAGUUUCAUGUGGUUGGGUAACCGGAGCCUGAAAGCCACUGGGUUGACCUGUUGAAUGACCUCAAAGGGACCCAACCUCCUGGGUCUUAAUUUCUUACAACCUCCUUUGAACGGCAGCCCUUGGGUUGACAGCCACACCCUAUCUCCCACCCUUAUGGUUUCACCUUCCCUUCGGUUCUUGUCUGCCUGCCUCUUGUAUUCUUCCUUCGCCCUUUCUAAGUUGAGUUGGAGCUGACGAUGGAUUGCUUCCAUUUCUUCCACAAAAUGCUCGGCUGCCGGGACGCUCCAUCUCUCCCCUCUCCCCUGGGAAAGCCCUGGGAUGACACCCAUAAUUAGCCAAGAAGGGGCUCAUCCCUGUGGACACAUUCUCGGCAUUGUUGUAGGCAAAUUCCGCCAGCGCCAACUUUUCUACCCAGUCAUUCUCUCUGUCAUUGACAUAACACCUCAGGUAUUGCUGGAGGACACCGUUUGCUCUUUCCGCCUGCCCGUUGGUUUCAGGGUGCCGGGCAGUCGAAAAAUUGACCUCCACCUGCAGUAAGCUCAUGAGCUUCCUCCAGAACCUGGAAGUAAAUUGUUUUCCUCGGUCUGAGACCACCCUCAAUGGCACCCCGUGCAACCUAAAAAUGUUUUCUACAAAUAACUUCGCUGUCUCUUCCGCCGUGACUGCAUGCGAGCAAGCUACAAAGUGGCACAUCUUUGUUAGUAGGUCUACCACCACCAUGAUGGCUGUUUUCCCUUUGGACUUCGGCAGAUCAGUCAUAAAAUCUAUCGACACUGCCUCCCAAGGUCGUUCUGGGGUUGGUAAGGGUUCUAAUAGCCCCGCCGGCGCCCGCCUUUCCCCUUUGGCUCGCUGGCAUUGCUCGCACCCUCUUACAUACUCACGUACAUCUUCCCUCACCUUAGGCCACCAAAAUUCCCUGGUGACCAACCACAUGGUUUUGUGUUGUCCAAAAUGCCCCGCCGUAGGGCUGUCGUGCAACUGCUUGAGUACCCUCCCCUUAACUCUCCUUCAGGGAUAUACAGUGCCCCUUUGUAAUACAAAGCUCCAUUUCUUUCCUCAAAACCCCUGGUUCCUCUCCAUCACCCCUAAGACCUCUGAGCUUAUUCUGGGCGUAUUCAUCAUUCUCUGUUUCCUCUACCAGUUCUCUUUGUCCCACCAAUGCCGCCCCACACACCCAGCGGUCUUCUGGAAUGACAUGUCUCUCUUCGGGUGCCCCCUCCCCUUCCAAAUAUUCAGGUUUGCGUGAGAGAGCGUCCGCCCUAAUGUUCUCUGGGCCUGGCACGUAACUAAUCUCAAAGUUAAAUUUGGAGAACUCCUGGGCCCAUCUCACUUGCCGUUGGUUGAGCACUCGUGCCGUCCUCCAAUACUCUAGGUUCUUGUGGUCAGUGCACACUUGCACCUUAUGUUGUGCGCCAAUUAGCAGGUGCCUCCAUCUCCGGAACGCCUCAUGAAUGGCUAGUAGUUCUCGGUCAUACACCGUGUAGUUCCUCUCGGAUUUGUUCAGCUUUCGCGAAAAAAGGCACACGGUCUCCACUCUGACCCCUUCUUGCCUGGCUGCAGAAGCACCGCCCCAAUCGCUCUGUCUGAUGCGUCAGUUUCCACUCUCAUCGGUUUUUGUAAAUCCACAUGCAGGAGUUGUUGUUCCGAGGCGAAGGCCCUUUUUAGUUCCUCAAAUGCUCGCUCCGCCUCCUCAGUCCACACGAACUUCUUCUUACUGCUGAGACAGUCCGUAAUGGGCGCCGUCAGGUGGGCAAAGUUUCGGAUGAACUUACGAUAGAAGUUCCCAAAUCCUAGGAACCUCUGCACAUCCUUCUUUGUUUUGGGUGUUUUCCAUUCCAGCACCGCCUGGACCUUGCCGGGAUCCAUGGCCAAUCCUUUGUCUGACAGGCGAUACCCCAGGAAUUCCACCUCCUUGGUAUGAAACUGACACUUCUCCAGUUUCACCCACAGCUGGUUGGCUUGCAGCCUGCUCAACACUUCUCUGACGUCUCUCACAUGCUGCUCCUCAUUCUCAGAAUACACCAACACGUCGUCUAAAAGGCCACACAAUUCUUGUAAAGCAAAGGCCCCAGGACGUGGUUCAUAAACGAUUGAAAUGUUGCGGAGCCUGCUUGUAGGCCGAAGGGCAUAACCAAAUAUUCAAAUGCCCCUAAAGGGGUGAACAUAGUGGUUUUCCAUUCAUCCCCCUUCCUUAUUCGUACCAGGUUGUACGCCCCCCUUAGGUCCAGCUUUGUGAAAAUCUUUCCCUUCCGCACCCUUGUCAAAAUGUCGUCAAUCCUGGGCAUAGGGAAGGCUACUGGUUCUGACACUGCAUUUAAGGCCCUGAAGUCACACACCAGCCUCGGCUUGUUCGUGUUUUCUUAUCCACAAAAACACUGGGCUGCCCCCACCGCCCUGGACUCUCUGAUGAACCCUCUCUUCAGGUUCUUGUCAAUGAACUCUCUUAACUCCUGCAUCUCUCUGUCUGACAUGGCGUACAGCUUGCCUACAGGGAGCUGUGCUCCAGGGAGUAAGUUGAUUUGACAGUCAAAGGGUCUAUGCGGGGGUAGUUGGUCAGCUUCCCUUUCGCUGAAGACGUCACGGAGAUCUGCAUAUUGUCGUGGUACCUUCACGUUCUCUGUUACUUCAGUCCCUGCUAGGGUGGCUUGGACCCCUGCCAAACCCUUUCCCUCUUUGCAGUGUUCUAAGCAAUGUGCUGAACCAAAAGAAACCACUCUCUGAUGCCAGCCCACCAGCGGAUCAUGUAACGCUAGCCAGCUCAUCCCCAAUAUAAUGGGAGCUCCUCCCAAGGUGGCCACAUUAAAAGCUAUCAGUUCGGUGUGCCUUGCUACCUUCAUUAUCAUUGGGACGGUCUGCAAGCUGACUUCUCCACCCAACAGCUCCCUGCCAUCGAUAGUGGUCACCUGCAGGGGGCUGCUUAAAGGAUUGUCUGUAUCUGGUGUUCAGCUGCAAACUCUUUGCUCAUGAAAUUGCAGGAGCUGCCUGAGUCCAACAGCGCCUUUAUCUUUAGAGGGUGUCCGUUUGGCAGCUCUAGCGUCACUUCUAUCACUAGGGCGGGUUUAGGAGGUUCUGGCGUGGGCACUCUCACUGCUCUUUGGCCUGGCUGCUGUGCCCUGACAGUGGCAGCCAGGCGUUGGCUUUACUUGCUCCGGUAUAUUUUCCUCUCUUCCAUCCACAGCUCCUACCAUCCCCUGCCAUUCUUUCCUCUGAGGGCAGACUCUGGCAAAGUGACCUGGCUGUUGGCAGAGAUAGCAUUUCCGGGCGCCUUUUCCCUCCUUCUUUGCCCCCUCACUGGGCUUUGAAACUGCGCGCGCGCGCUGUUCCGAUUUCCAUCGGCUCUGCCGGUGGGAAAGUUGGCUCUGGAAUGUCUGGAAUGCGGAACUCCUUCCAACGUUCCCCUUUCCCUUCCCGCCUCUCCAAUGCUCUCGCCUCCUGGCGCGCUCCUAUGGCCAGCGCUGAUUUGGUCAGCUGGUCCAUAGACUCCGCCCUGGGCGCCCGGGAAAGUUCGUCUUUCACAGCCGAAGAAAGCCCUUCUUCAAAGAGCAUCUGAAUGGGUUCCGCCGAUAAGUCCCACCCCAAUCUGUGAACAAGCAUGGUGAACUCAGUCCAGUACUCACGGACAGAUCGGCUCCCCUGUUUGCAACCCAUUAACUGUCUGCGCACCACUCCCUUUUCAAUAUCGCUGGAAAACAUCAGAUCCAUGGCGCGAAAGAACUUCAUCGUGUCCUUUAAGACGUCACUAUUAGCUGCCAUCAGGGGUCUAACCCAGUCUCUCGCCCCCUUUUCAAGAUGCUCAAUCACGAAAGCCACUCGUGAUUCCUCGUCGGGAAUUCAUCAAACUGCAGAUUGAGGGCAUAUUGCAUUUCUGUCCGAAAACCAUGAUAGUUUUGGGCUCCCCCAAACUUCUGCACCAAUCCUGGUACCUUUCUGGCAAACUGGGUGGCUUUCCCCCUUUGUCUGCAUCCUGAGCCCUCCUCUCCUCCAAGCCUCGCCGUCUGCAUCGCUAGCUGGACCUCCAACAUCUGGUACCUUUCUUCCAGGCUUGGACCCGCUCCAGCUCCUGCUUCUCCGGUUCCGGCUGGGUUGCUCAUGAUGCCUUCUCCUGCACAAGCUGCUUUCAAAGACUGUCGGAAUGCUGUGAUGGGAUGAUGAGCUGCUUGUGCGUAAAAUCGUAUCCCCUCAGAGUUUGUUCAAGUCCACAAACCUCUGUCUGUGAGGAGCCCCUCAGACAUGGCUACUCUAGUCACUAGCAGAUUCCGACAGUGGUUGCUUUCGUAAUCGCUUCCAACAUAAAAGCUCCUUAACGGAAACACGUCUUCUGGAAUCUCUGCGUGACAGUUUCCGGCGAGGAGUGGGUGUUCUUACAGGAGGUCCUGAAACUUCCCCACUGUUUUCGCUGGAAGUGUCUCUGAGCCAUCCCUCCAGCUCAGCUCCUCUCCCCCUGCUGGUUCCCUCUUCAGCUGCUGCGUCUCUCCCAACCUGUGUGAGCCCUUUCACCUCCCUGUUGGUUCCCUCUUCAGCUGCUGCGUCUCUCCCAACCUGUGUGAGCCCUUUCACCUCCCUUCCGUCCGAUGGCAGUUCCCUGACAGUAUCAGUUUAUAUAUGUUGGGAGAAUCUGAAAAAUGAACUUUGUAGUCUCUGAUUUUCAGCCAUACUAUAGAAAGUGGACCUGCUGCUUUAAAAUAAAGUCAGUAUUGUGAAAAAUGAGGUUCAAGACAUAGAAGCUGUCCUUAAUAUGUGAAAAACUCAAAUAUGGCAGAGAGCAGGAUUGCCAUUUUUUAAGGAAGUGAGUAUAUCUUAUGUUGCAUUAUUCUCCAGCUGUGUGUCUUUAGAAACAUUGACAGAUGGUUGGCUGUGGCUUUGUAUCAAAAUAAGACUAAGCUUUUCCUCUGCUUUCUUAGUUGAUGUGCUCCCCAUAAUUGCAUAGAUGAUUACUGCAAAAAAAGACAAACAGAUGUUUGAAGUACUGCUUGUUAUGCUGAAGUUGUGAGGAAAGGUAAAAAGUGAGACCCAUGGGAGAUAGCUGUAGCAUCCACUCUUGAAGAGAGGAUAUUUUCAAAAUAGAUUAGCAUAUGUAGACUGGAGCAAUGAUAUCUAAACUCUCAAUAGUUUUGAUCAUAUAUGCACAUACUGAGGAAUGGCUGGAAUAAAUGUCAAAGCCAUCUUUGACUUAGUUGUCAAAGAUGUUGGGCUGUGCAGUGAAAGCAUAUUGUUUGUUCUGAUGUUAUUUCUCCAUUAAAUAGCUCACUGUAGAAACCACAAUGACUUUUGAGAAGUAUGAUUAUAAUACCCUCAUGCAAAUCAGAGUAUAAUUAUUCCUGGGCAACCAUAUCAUGACCCAGAAUCCCUUCUCUGAAGCUUUUUUUCAGUAUGUCUGAUACUUUAUGAUAUAAUGAUUGAGCUGGUACUUUCUUUUUCAUCCAAUAUGUAUAAAACAGAUGACCUGGGAAAGUGGCUUCUGUGGCUACCUCUCCCACUUAAUAAUUAUUUUCCCCCUCUCAUUAAGCCUAUGAACAUGCAAUUUUGCCACAGAUGUGCUCACUAUGAGUUUCAGACCUUUUGGUAGGCUUCAGAGGUACUCUAACAGUGCAAAUGCAAGUCGUUUUAUGACAGUCAAUGACCAGUAUCAGGACAAAAACACCAAUUACAAAAUUUAAAAGUUGCAAACGAUAAAAUGAUAUAAAAUUGCAUCUUUCUGCCAGUCUCUUGACAAGCAAUAUUGGUGAACAAAGCUCAAGCUAAUCUUAAGCUAUUAUAAAUUGAUUCCAACUCAUAGCAGAAAAAACAGCUAAAAAAAAUCCAACCAGAAACAGAGCAAAAUAUAGCAGCAGGCAAUCCAUCAGACUACAACAAAGGGUGAGAUGGGAAGCAGGGCCACUUCGUUGUCUUUGAUCCAAGACCAGCUAUGGCCUGGUUUGCACAUUAUGGUUUGCAACCAUGGCUUAGCAUGAAUGUGCAGCCUUCUGGAGAGAGAUUGCAGCUCCUUUGUUCCUCCCUGGUCAUUCUGCUGCUACACUGAGUUAAACCAUAGUUUGUCUUAGAAUGUCUUCAAACCUAGAGCUCUCCUAGACAAACUACAAGCUGUAAACUGUAGCACAAACCUUGGAUACAUCUUAUGGUUAGUUUGGAGAAAGAUAAUCACACUCAGCCAAACUUUUUUUCAAUCACUGUAAGUGUUUGUUUUUGCUUUUCCUUUCACCGUCGCCAUCCCUGUUUUUUUCUUUUGAGUCUUUCAGAUUGUGAGCCUGCUGGCAGGAACUAUCUCAUUGGUUAUUGACCGUUUUUAAACUGUUCUGGAAGCAUAUUAGCUGAAAGCUCGCAGGGAAAACACUUUAAAUCAGUGUACUGGCAGAUGUUGCCAACUCUCAACAGUAUGACCAAUGGCCAGUGAUAUUGGGAGUUGCUGUAUACACCACAUUGGCCACCCCUACUUUAAAUAAAUGUAUAAACUUAAGAGUUCUAAAAACUCCCAAAGUGCAUUGGCAGAAAUUUUUUUUGGGGGGGGGAUUCCAUUAUGAGUGUUCUAUUGCUGUACCAGCAUAACAAAAAAGAAUAUGGCCAUUACUUAGAAUCUUUUCUAGCCCAAAGGCUGAGACUAAAUAAAAGAGAGUGGCCCACCAGCUGUGACAGUCUUUCAAAUCAAUCACGACUUCUCUGGAAGUAGCUGUGACACAGCAGGCUAUAAGUCCUUAUGGGGUAUAACAAAUUUGCUGGGACUUUUCUCCUUCAUCUUCCUCUCUCCCCUGCAGUAGCAUUUGCACCCUUGGAAAGGAGGAAGCUGGAUACUAUAUCUAUCUAUCUAUCCAUCCAUCCAUCCAUCUAUCUUAGUUUACAAAAAUACGUGCAUUGUCUCUUUUUUCAAGUUGUGUUUUCUACAGAUCAGUUUCAUUUGUUGUGAGACAUUAGUGUUGCAUGUAGUAUUAGGUUGGGAAGAAAAGAGGGGGAGGAGGAAUGGUGAGUGGGGUGGGCUCAGGUGGUUCUGCUUCUAUUCUUCUAUUCUUCUACUUAGUGUAUGUGUGGGGUUUUGUGUCAGCGUCACUUGUAUGGGUUCUCUUACUAUUCGCUUGUUGUAUUUCCUUGGUGGUGAGAGGGGUUGGGGGGUGGCCUAGGGUGUGGUUGGUUGUGUUUGGUUUGCUGUAGUGAGAUUUGUUUUUGUGUGUGUGUGUGGAUUUUUGCAUCAGGUUAGCCAGAUUGAUACAUAUGCUGUCAACGGAUUCUUGUUGUUGACUUGUUGGGCUUUGUAUGUAAUAAAGGGGAACCAUACCGGGCGGUGAAGGCAUCUUCUAUUUGUGCCCAUGUCAGUUUCAGUUUAUUGGUUAGUUUUUCUAAUAAGGCUGUUUCCCAUACUAUUUGAUACCAUUAGUUCAUGCUUACUCCUAACAGGUCUCUCCAAUGUUUGGCUAUGAUGCUAGCUGGAUACUUGUAAAGGCAUAAGUCACCCUUAAAUUUGUUCUUGCCAUUUGGGCAUUUUCACAUGUGGUGCCGAUAACAUAUUUUAUCAUUGAGUGCAUUAGUUGUAAAUGUUAAAUGAGUUAGAAGGAUGUUCUUGUUUUUAAAUGAAAUGUGUAGUCUAAUACACAGGCUUAUAUUCAAAACAUACAGAUGGGCAAUAUAAAUAAUGAUAAAAUGCCAUGUGAAAACAGUUGGUGUGUGUUAUUCUGUCAUGAAGUAGCACUGAAAAUUUCACUGAUCAAGUAAAUAAGAUCUACCAUUUGAAUGUGCCUUUUACCUGAGGCAGUUCUACCCAACAAAUCUGUUGUUUGGGUUAUCAUUCCUUUAAUUUUCAAAAACAUACAAAAAUCUUUUGUUAAUAAGAGUUCAACUUAACUUUGUUGAGACCAUUAUGGAAUUUAAAUCUGUGACGUAACAAAAGGGCCCUAUGUGCUUGUGUUUUAUCAUGUGAAUCAGUUUCCUAUGGCACCCCACAAUCAUGUCAUCUUGGGUCAGUGUAGGUGCAACCAUGGGACUAUUCCUUAUGUUUUGCAGAUUGCCUGUUUUCCCUUCUAGCACUAAAAUAAUUUGGUCAAGCAACCAUUCCCAUAAUUUCCACCUACACAUCCUACCACACAGCCAUAGGGUACUGUACCACUCACAUUUCACACAAUUCUCAGUACUCCAAGGACCACCUCUUCCCAUAUGAACCAACCUGGACCCUGCAAUCAUAAUUUGAGCCCUUCGCAUGCCCCCUCCGCAAGAGGCCCGGAGGGCAACAACACGAGAACAGGCUUUUUCUGUGGUGGCUCCCCACUUGUGGAAUGCUCUUCCCAGGGAUGCUCGUCUGGCGCCUUCAUUACAUAUUUUUAGGCAACAGGCCUUUGGCUAAUUAAACAAUCUAUGGCCUUUUAAACUGGGGGCAGGGGGGAUUAUUGUUUGUGUUUGUUAUUAUGGUAUGUAUUUUUGUGCUUUUAUAUUGUAUAUUGUAAACUGCCCUGUGAUCCUCCAGUGAAGGGUGGUAUAGAAAAUGAAUGAAUGAAUGAAUGAAUGAAUGAAUGGAACUGCCUAUUUUGUCCCAAUAUCUUUCUUUCUAAGAGGGCUAGAGAUUUUAAAAAAUGAAAGCUCAGAGUCUGGGACACCUGCCAACAAGCACCACUGGAAGCCUUCACAGGUGCCAUGGCAACCAAGGGUGCUGGGUUGGCAACCACUGAACUAUAACUGUAGAAGACUUUGAUCCAAUGGACUGCUGGAUAUUAUUAUCUUCCUAGAGUUGGAAAAGCAAUUUGUGAUGCUAUGCAAAUAGGCCACUGCCUGGGAAGUAAAAGCAAAGGCCUACAUGCAGUAAUAUGUGCAAAUGGACUGUCUGAAUGAUAGUCUUAAACUGACAGUUGCAUUUAUAUGCCCGAAAUAAGACUUACUUUAAAACAUAGCCAGAUCUUGCAAUAUUUUCAUAUCAGUUAUUUCCCAUAGGUCCAAGAUGGGCUUCCUGGAACACAGGUGUCUUUAUUUGUAUCAGAUGUGCUGGAAUUCAUCGAAAUCUGGGGGUUCAUAUAUCAAGGGUCAAGUCUGUCAACUUGGACCAAUGGACACCAGAACAAAUACAGGUAAAGAAAACUAAAAUUGUAGUGGGGGCGGCAGAAAUCUUCUGGAAAGUUUAUUUCACAAGCUUAAUUGGUAAAAUGGAUUAUUCUUGCCCACCUUUAAAAAAAAAAAAAGGACCAACAACUGUUAUUUAGUUAGAGGCAUUUUCGUUAGGAGGACACUAUGUAGCAGCCACUAUGUUUGCUUCCCUUAAAAUAUCAAGACUACAUAUUGAAGGCUGUUUGAAACUGCUUCCACAUGACAGCUGCCAUUUUCUGUGUGAAAAGAGUAAUGAAAUGGAUUGACAUUCCAUGCUAAUAAUAGCUUGUCUUUGUGCUGCCAAACUUGUAUUGUGGCAACUUACAUAGUCUAACAGUAUUAAAAGCUUUCUAGCCAAUGAAGUGAAUGAUGCCCUGAAACUUUUGGCCCUCUAUUUUGUUCACUUGUUCAUAGCCUGAUCCAUUUUGGCAUAGUUUCUCCCAUUUUUCUUAGGGCUUUUUCCAUAUUCAGAACAUGAUCCCAAUCAAUCAAGUUGUAUAUUGCAAUUUUUUUAAAAAAAAAAAAGUGGUGAUUUUUACUGAAGGCAGAGAGAACCUUCAUAUUGCCCUCAUUAAUAAUCAGGGUGGUAAUAGUAUCAGUUUCAGUUUUUCAGGCUGAAGAAAGGGGGAGCAUCGUCCCAGUUGUUUUGAUAAUCAAGAUGCACCCUGGCAAUUCUCCAAAAGAGAGACCUGCUUUUUGGAGGGUGUCACAAGCAUGUUUGAUAAAUCAGUCCUGUUUUGCCUUAUCUCAAAAUAGCCACUAUUUUUUCAAUGUUUCUGACGACAGUCUUUAAGGAUUUUCAGUUUACAGGAGCAUUUCACUUGUGUUACAUUAUCCAGCUUUUCAGCAAAAACAUAACUUCACUUAGCCUGAUGACCUGUUCCUGUCAACUAUCAUUUUGUCCAUUAAUACACUUAAAGUAGAAUUCUAUAAAUUUUUAGAAAUGUGACAUUUAAUUAUCAAAAGGCAGUUUAAGCACAAUUGUAAAAAAAUACAGUACUUGCAACAUCAAAAAUAUAGAAGCAAUUUAUGUUAUGGUAUAAAAGCAGUGUGCAGUAUAUUUUAUGGUAGCGGAAACAUUUUCAACAGGGAUAUUACCAUUUCCUCAACACUAAAAGUGCCUGAUAAUAUCUCCCUACCAAAAACUUACAAUAGAAUUUAGCAUUGCUUAGGCAGUACUAUGCAACCUUAUCCCAACAAGACGAAACUUGUACAAUGCACAUGUUAUUUAUGCUUAAAAUAGUUACCUGCUGUCAAAGGAAAAAAGGGGGGAACUGACAAAAUGAGCAUUCUUUUGCCUGAUUUUUUAAAAAAGUUCCAUUUAGUAAUCUUGACUGCUCCUUGUAACAGUGCAGAACUCUGAAAUACUUCCACAAGGUUUUGCUACGCGUAGCAAGAAAUCAGUCAAGAAUAAUACCUUAAGCUUUUCGUUGUGUUUGAAAGUUUUACCUUGCAGAAAGCAUACAAGGCACGUCAGCACUGUUGCUUUUGCAGAAUAUAAUUCCGUGAGAAGAUUUCAUGAAAAGGCCUAAAGCCAGAAUAUUAUGAUACUUGCGAAAAAUGACUACAAAAGUAGUUGCUUGAAUAGUUGCACAUUUACAGGCCACUUCUAACUAUAAAUACUCAAAAGUCCCAUUGAUCUUGAUAGUAAUGACUUUCACGUACAAAUGGUUAUGACAUUUGCAAUAAGAAUUAAAAUGGUCCAUCUUUUUUCUUUUGCUAUUGCUUUUAGUGCAUGCAGGAGAUGGGAAAUACCAAGGCAAGGCUACUCUACGAAGCUAAUCUACCAGAGAACUUUCGAAGACCACAAACAGAUCAGUAUCCUUUGUGCACUGCCAUACUGGGAGAAGACAAUAGUAAUUUGAGUAUUAUUACAAUGUACAUGAUUAUAUUGUACCGUGCAUAGAGUGAUUAAAUUGAAAAGGAGUAAAAACAAGAAAAAAUACUGGAUGAUUGGUUUUCAGUGAAUUGUGAGACAGUUUUUAGUUUAUUCCAAAUAAUAAUAUAUUCAGAGAUAACAUUUGGUUAAAUACUGCUAAAUAUGUAGAAAUAUUACGAUAAAGAGCUUGGUCUAGUAGACCACUUUUAGUAGUGCAAAAAAAUAAAAUAAAUCACAAAUAAGCAUAACCCAGGUGACCUCUACCCCUGUCUUUGGUUGGAAAAUCUCUGAGGCAUCUCCCAUCCCUAUGUACCACUUCUGUACUGUGCUAGUGCAUGUGAACUAGUGAUGGUAACACAUUUUGGAAACAGAGUUUGGAAGGUAGUCCACUCAGUUCAGAGCCAGCACUAGCACCCAUCCAUUCUGACAUCAUGUAAAAUGGCUUUGUGGCACACCUCUAACAGUGUCUUUCCCCGACCUGUCUCCAAGUGUUACCAGAGUUGUGGAGGGGAAGGGAAAAUGUCAGACAACAGGGCUAGCUAAAACUCAGGGCUUUUAGUUCUAACUUACUGUAAUGAAGACUUCUGAACAUGCUUGGAACUAUAAAAACUGUUUUUGUUUUUUUAAAUUGCCCCUAGCCCAUUGAUAGCCAGCAGGGAAGCAUUAACUGUGCAUAGCAUAGGUGUGACUACAUUAGUCAAGAAAGUGCAGCUCCCUAACUUUUUCGAGUCUGAACUAGAAAAGUUGGGGGAAAUUUAAAGAGCUCUUUUUUUUUUUUUUUGCUUACUAAUGCUGAUCAUAUAGUCACUCCUCACAUGCAUUUUGAGAUGUAGUUCAAAAGAUUUUAUGCUAGAAGGCUCGAUGUAUUAAGGUGUGCUUAUAUGAAAUCAAGUAUUGAAUGAGACCUUGCUAAAAUACUAAUUAAAAUUGAAUGUGUGUGCUUCUAGCUUUAAAGAUCUUAUCUAGGAUAUAACUGGGAAUUAAAUGUUUUGUACUGUAAACCCUCUUUAGUUUGGUCUGUGUUCUGUCUUCCUUAAGUUAUCUGAUCUCAGAGCUGUGGAAUUUUUCAUCAGGGAUAAAUACGAGAAGAAGAAAUACUAUGACAAAAAUGCUGUUAAUAUCAGCAGUGUAAGUAAACGAUCGAUUUCUUCUGAAUUUUGGUUUAACAUGUGCAUGUUGUAAUAUAGUUAAAUUAUGCAUACUAUGACAUAUUUUAAGUGAUUGCUCCCCACCUCCACAGCCCACUGUGAUCCGCCUAACAAAGCUGCUCCUGGCAGUUGAUGGAUCCCUCUCGCAAGGCAUGGGAUAGGGCAUGGGGCAGCUGUAGCAGGAUGGGAAAUCAGAGGCAUUUUGGGCUACCCUGUGCAAGCCAGGAAGAACUUUCUGACAGUAAGAGCUGUUCAACAGUGGAACAGACUACCUCAGGAGGUGGUGGGCUCUCCUUGCUUGGAAUUUUUAAAGUAGAGGUUGGACAACUAGCUGUCAUGUAUGCUUUAACUGAGAUUUCUGCAUGGCAGGGAGUUGGACCAGAUGACCCCCAGGGUUCCUUCCAACUCUACAAUUCUAUGAUUCUGUGAUUCCUCCCCUUCCUGUCACUUCUGCAGUCACUGCAAUCCAUCACUGUGCAUGGAUUUUAACAAGUGAACAGGACACUUGCUUACGAAUUAUGUGGUAUCACAACACCAUGUGAUUUACAUGCUGUGCUUGUUCUACCCACCUGUCAAAAUUGACCACUAAGGGCAAAAAAAGUUUCCCUGCUGACAUAUUAUAAAAGACCAACCCUGUCAGUACAGAGACAGGAAAAAUUAUCAUUAAUCAUAAAAUUGGUGUUAAUGACUUGCAUGAAAAAUAAAGUACUGUACCAUGCCCACAAGCUGAGGAGCUCUUAGGGAGAAUGAAGAGGAAUGUGAUUGAAACCUGCUGUCAAGUAUUUGUGACUCUAAACUGAUGGGUGGGGUACUGAUAGAUGUUCCUUCAAGGCUCACGAGAACCUUUGCUACUGAAAAGAACUUGGGCAUGUAAACUCAUUAACUGUAAAAUGGAAAUUGCUUUGCUGAAUCAGAACAGGGAUUCCUAUAGCCAAGCAUUGUAUCCCCUGACAGUGGCCACCAAUUUGCAUGGCUGAGCUGGCAAUCCUUUGUUAUGAUCAGAGAUAUACAGUUUUAACAUUCAGCUCUGCUGUUAUGGCUAAGUACCAUACUUCCAGGAAUCCUUCUAGACCUUCUGAGAAGUCAUUUGACCUAGUGAGCACUUGCUAUUCUCAUGGCAAUGAACUCCAUAAGUUGUUUAUGUGUUGCCUUGUUGACCACCUUCAUUCACACCAAGCUCCUUUUGGGAGGGGGGUAACUUGAAAUGCAAAUAACAUAUAUUUUUGCUACCUGUCUGCUUGAAGGUAGGCAGUGUGGCUCUACCUACAGAAGGCAUCCCUAUAUUCCUCUGCCUGAAAUCAGUAUUGGAAUUUUGCUGUGCAGUGAUCUAUAUCAGCCCAUUGAUCAUAUUACUACAACUUUUACUUGGCGGACUGACCUUGACCUUUUAAAAAUCCUAAUACACCAUUUUAAAAGAUAAUAUUAAUUUGCUUUUGGGAUCCAACAGAUUCAUUAUAAUCCUAGCUGAAAAUAAAGUUGCCUAUUCAAAAUGACUUUAGUUUAACAUUUUUUUAAAAAUUUUUUUUACUAUUUUCACAUUCCAAAAAAAAUAGCCCCAAUUUGCUUGUAAUGCUAAGCCAAGUUAUUACUUAGUGAGAACAAGCAAGUGACCUUGAGGAGCAAAGUCACCAUGAUUCUUGUUCCGGGUACCAACUUGCUUGCUCAUUCUUGCUAAGCCGUUGUUUGACUUACCCUGUGGCCUUAUUCUCACGUAAUGCUAAACCAAAAGCUGUUUGGGUACAUUGGACCUCACAGUGUUAAUUUAAAUGCAUCUUAGGUCUAACAAAAUGCCUUGGGGGAUAAAAUGGAAUUGUUCAUAGGUGAAAUGCUGGACUCGGAAGAGAAACCAAAGAAACCAGUGUUGCAAAUUUGCCAUACGAUAAAAACUGCUCCUGGGCUGGGGUCCAGCAUAGCCCAGCAGUGUUUUGUAAUUUUUUAUACAUAUAUACUCACAGGGUUGUGGACAUAAAAAAAAAACCAUUUAGUGCUCUUGAAGUGGAAUAAUCACAGCAAAAUAGAAUUUUUCAUAUAGACAAACUGCUAAGUUAUGUUCCUACCCACAACAAAUGGUUUGUGAGAGUUAAAUAUUAAAAAUAGUUUGUAGUAAUCAAAGAAUAGAAAAUACAGAGUAACAAUUUGAGAGUAGAAAUAAAGUGAAGUUGUUAAAGCAUUGUGGUUCCAAGUGUUACAAUGAGAUGUUGCCCGCAGAAUUUUUAACAUCACGUGUGGCUUAUGGGGCCUCUUAGUAAUGUCAAGAGUUGGCCGUUGUUUAUUUAGAGAGGCGGUUGCUCAGUGGUGGAGAACAUGCUUUGCAUGCAGAAAGUCCCAGCUGUGGCGCUGUCUUGCCUGCCUAGUUUCUGGAGAUAACUGAAAAGCUUGGGCUGAUGGAUUUGGCAUUUCAAGGCUCCUACACCUCUACUUUGCAGGAGCUCAAAAGUUUAUUACUAACAGGUAACAAUGGGCUUUCUUAGGCCUUCUGAUUGCGACUGCUCUUUGGGAGUUUAUGGAAAUUUCUGAAAAUACUGCAGUAAAUUUCAAGGUAUAAUUGCAUCUGCUCAUAAACAAGCUGAAUAAUACUUUGUUGAAUGCUGAAAAUACCCUGCUGAUUACAGGUGUAUGUAGAAAUUCUCAAAAGACUAUACAAACUGCAUUAUAAUACACCCGGCAGUUUAUGGUUAGAAGGCUGUUCCUUAUUAACGAAUAUUUUUUCCUUUACUGUUUUGAAAUGGAGUGCUUUAUUUGAAAGUUAUACAUUUAGAGUUCUGAGUUAUUUUGCUUCAAUCUUUAAAUAAAUAAUUCUGUUAGAAUGAGCAAGAACAAAGACGCCUUUGCCUCCUUCCCCUUCCCCAUGGGACAGUGUUCAUUUUCAGUUUCAGGACAUUAAUAUUUCAGCAGUCACACUGGAUAAAACUGAACAAUGGAUGAAAUGUAAUUAUUUUCCCUCGUGCUUGUGAUGUGAUCUUAUCCAAGUUCAUUUCUUAUUUUAUAUUCUGGUGAAUUCAUCCAUAAAGCAUUCACUAUUGAUUUUUUUAAAAAAUUGCCUUUUGAAAAGGCUAUAGUAAAAUUUUACAAAAGAUGAAGAGGUAACUGCAUGUAAUUUGCAUGUAAUGCUAAGCCCAAACCACAGCUUAGUGCGAAGAAGUGAAUGUGGAGGUGCCAGUAGAGGAGAUGGCAGCAGCUUUGCUCCUCCUUGGUUGUUUUUCUGCUGUGCCGUCCUGAGCUGCAGUUUGACUUAGUGCCAUCUGAACCUGGACUCCCUCCAGACAGCGGCAGAGCAUAUGCCUGUGCCGCCCAGGGCAGGCGCGCUCCCGAGGGGGGCGUGGCGCAGAGGGUGCCCGCCCAGGUGCGGGAUAGCUGCUUGGGUGCCCUGCAGCUGGGGGCGGAGUGAGCCGCCCAUGGUGGACAUUCAGUGUGCCGCCUGCCCGCAGCUCCCAAGCCUCCCUCAAUCUGUCAAAAUGAAGGUGGAAGGGGGGAAUGCCACUGGCAAAGCAGCGCAGCUCCCCCCUCUUACCCCGGUGGCUCGGGGUAGGCUUGGCAGUCAUAGGCGGGCGGCACACCAAAUGUCACCACCCUCAGUAAGGGCACCUGGGGUGGUCCACCCCCACCCCCCUUCUAUGCCCCUGCCUCCAGAAAAACCAUGAGCUGUAAAUCAUAGGACAGCGUAUGGCCUUUUUUGAGAGAGCUAAACCAUGAACCUGUGUUUGGAUGAUAUGUUAAACCAAAACAUUCCCUAGCUGAGUGCAGCAACAAAAUGACGAGGGAGCAAAGCAGCUGCAUUCUCUUUUCUAGGAGCUUAUUUUGCACUAAGACACUGGUGGCGCUUUGGUCUAAACCACAGAGCCUAGGGCUUGCCGAUCAGAAGGUCAGCAGUUUGAAUCCCCGCAACGGGGUGAGCUCCCGUUGCUCUGUCCCUGCUCUUGCCAACCUAGCAGUUCAAAAGCAUGUCAAAGUGCAAGUAGAUAAAUAGGUACUGCUCCAGCGGGAAGGUAAACGGCGUUUCCGUAUUCUGCUCUGGUUCGCCAGAAGCGGCUUGGUCAUGCUGGCCACAUGACCCGGAAGCUGCAUGCCGGCUCCCUCAGCCAGAAAAGCGAGAUGAGCACCACAACCCCAGAGUCAUCCGCGAUUGGACCUAACGGUCAGGGGUCCCUUCACCUUUACCUAUGCUUUGCAAACCAAGCCAGCAUGUACUCUUCUGCACAAUUGUUAAAUUUUGUGUGCUUUAGUUAAACAGCUAGGUUGGUCUGAGGAAGUAUUCUGAAUUCUCAUUGGUCUUCCUUGAAACGCUUAAUGUUUUCAGUAGCGAAGUUAACCAAAACAUGUAGUCCUCAAAAUGCAUACAUUUUGUGUCGCUGAUUUCAUCUCUGUUCUGCCUUGUCUGUAUUUCAUCUGUAUCUUCUGAUAAAUGAGAAAGAGCAGAGUAAACUGAUGGUUAUUCUGUAGUCUUAGUGAAAUCUGCCUUGGCUCCUUUUUCUCAUCUUUCAUCUGCUUUGUACAGAUGUCUUCCUCUGAUGCUUCUCAACCUCUGGCAUCUUCUCCUUCUCUGCAAGCUGCUUCUGAGAAAAACAAAAUAGAGGUAUCUCCUCUUCCUUGUGUGCUUGUUGCAUGCAGAUGCUUUCUACAUUGAAUUUGAAUAAUGUUGAAAAGUAUUCUCUAGGCCAAUCCCAUGAUUUGUCUGUAAACAUUUUAAUUUAAACCACAAGUGUUAUUGUACCCCUCCUUUAAGGUAAACUGAAGAGAUCCAUUCAGCUAAACUUAACUUGCAUGUUUGAGAGUUGAGGUGGUGGUUAUGGCAAUAUCCCACGUGUUUCCUGUUCUUUUACAAUAGUAUAUGGAGUUUGCUCUCGUUGUUUGGUCCCAGCUCCUGCCAACCUAGCAGUUCGAAAGCAUGUCAACGUGCAAGUAGAUAAAUAGGUACUGCUCCGGCGGGAAGGUAAAUGGCGUUUCAGUGCGCUGCUCUGGUUCGCCAGAAGCGGCUUAGUCAUGCUGGCCACAUGACCCGGAAGCUGUACACCGGCUCCCUUGGCCAAUAAAGCGAGAUGAGCGCCGCAACCCCAGAGUCGGUCAUGACUGGACCUAAUGGUCAGAGGUCCCUUUACCCUUUACCUUUGUGGAGUUUUGAUACCUUUCCACAGUUAGUGCAGGUGUAAUGCUACACUGUUUUGAGGCUUGACAAGACAGGGGAUGGUACUGAAACCCAAUUUCAUUGUCCUCCUAGGGUACUUUAAAUUACCCGGGUAAGACCGCUACCAUUUAUCAGGAAUUUGAAUUGCUGUGAGACACAGUCAGAUUAUGACAUUGAACUAUUACAUCUGAAGAAAAUAUUUGAGAGCUUAGUGUGAUCCUGCAAUCCUCAGUGAGUGUCUUUUUGAAAUCUAUGCAUUUGUCUCAAGAGCCAGACGUUGUGAAAGACAUAAGCAGCAACAAGCAAGUAAAAAAAGUCUUGGCCUAAGAGCAACCAAUAUCUGCCUCUUCAACAGUCAGUUCCAGGCCAGGCAAUUCAGCUGCUAAGUGGCCAUUGGAACAUCAAAGAACAAGGGAGACCACUUAAGUACACUUUUACCCUGUUACAGUAACUAUUGUAUUAUUUAUUUUAUUGUAUUUGCAAUACAUUUUCCGCCAGUUUCGGAGCUUCAGCUAAAAGGCAAGGUAUAAAUAUGCCUAAGUAAAUUAACAUUAUCUUGGAUGAAACUAUGGCUGUCAGUGUUUUAAAUGAUUAUCGUAUCUAAAACUGAUAACAGAACAUCUUUCCCACAGAAGGAAAAGGAAAAAAGGAAGGAAGAGAAAAAGAAAGAUAGAGAGCCAGAAAAACCUUUGAAAUGCUUAGGAGUUGAAAAAGUAAGCUAAUUUUUUCUCUUACUAAAAUAUAUUUUUUGUGUAUAUUGCUAUUUGUAAUGUGUGUUUAAAAUGCAUGAAAUAGAAGUCAUUUGAAUAAUUUUGAAAGCUUAAAUAUGACACUGCUACCUAGCAGCAUGAAUUGCAUGGAAAUCUCAGCUGGAAAUACUAAUGAGACAAAAAAAGCUCAUGACAGCUUCCAUCAAAUGUAUCCACAAGAGGAAAGAAACUUCCAUUCUCUCAUUCUCGGAUGGCCUUGGGUCUCUUCUUCAGCUGCCUUUUCGUGCUAAUAAUAGCUGGCACAGGUUAUCUGGAAAAAGAGAGUGAUUUGCUGUGCCUUUUAAUAAGAGGGAGCUUGGCUUGCAUAAGAUGACAGUAUAGCAGGGUUCCAAAUCUGUUUUAAAUCAUCCUGUACAGCCAACUGUUGCCAAUUGCUCUUUUAGUUUUCUAGAGCGUUGUGAAUUCUUCAGGGACAGUUAUUGUUUUAACCUUGUACAGAGAAAUGUACUAGAAAUUAAUGGAGGCAUGGAAGCUACCCUAUUCUUUGAUCUGUACAUGGGUACUAAUUUGAUCAAAGCAGUGUGUUUAGUUCAACUUAUGGGAAUGCAGUGAGUUCUAAGAUGCUGUUGUUUUAUUGUGAAGCACCCCCUUUUCGCUCCUAUUGAUGCUAUUAAUAAAUAAAAGGAUUAUUUUUGUCCAGAAGAAAACCAGAGGAAUGAAGAGUGCGGAGAUUUUUUGUCAAAAGAAUUGCUCUUUAAGUUUUGAAAUAGAACAUGUUUUACUACUGGAAGCGAUAGUCUAUAGAUUCCUGAAGGAGUGAUGGCUGAUCUUUUAUUUUGAGCCUUUGUAUCCAAGACCAGACCUCUUUUGAUAGCACAGUGGUACCUCAUUUAAGAACAAUCCGGUUUAAGAACGAUUUGGUUUACAAACUUUGCAAAACUGGAAAUAGUGUCUUGGUUUGAGAACUUUUCCUCGGUCUAAGAACAGAAUCCGAACAGUGGAAGGCCACCAGCGGCAAGAGGCCUCAUUAGGGAAAGCACGCCUCGAUUUAAGAAUGGUUUUGGUUUAAGAACGGACUUCCGAAACGGAUUAAGUUUGUAAACCAAGGUACCACUGUAUUGGGAACUUCCUGCCAAACUAGGCAAAUAAUCUUAACUCAGUAUUUACAGUUAACCCAUGUCACUCCUACUGUAGUUAGGGUUUUGUUUCCUAUCUCUCAGUUAACCUACAGUAUACAGUCAUACCUCGGGUUAAGUACUUAAUUCGUUCCGGAAGUCCGUUCUUAACCUGAAACUGUUCUUAACCUGAAGCACCACUUUAGCUAAUGGGGCCUCCGGCUUCUGCCGCACCGCCGGAGCACGAUUUCUGUUCUCAUCCUGAAGCAAAGUUCUUAACCCUAGAUACUAUUUCUGGGUUGGCGGAGUCUGUAACCUGAAGCGUAUGUAACCUGAGGUACCACUGUACAGCCAUUUUUUUCACACCCUGUAUAAGAUUUUUAGCUCAGCUUGUCCUCCUCUCCCAUAGAUGCUGCAGUCACUAAGCAGUGCUUGAUGUUACACUGAAGCAGGGCAAGCAACUGCAUGAACGACUUGUGUAUCUGCUCUUUGUUCUUCUUAUGCAGGCCUAAGAACAUAGGAAGUUGUCUUAUACUGAGUCAGACCAUCUAUAUCAGUGUUGUUUUCUACACUGACUGGCAGCAGCUCUCCAGAGUUUCAGACAGAAAUCUUUUCCAGACAUCUUUACCUACCUGGAGGUGCCAGGGAAUUCAUGUUCUUUACCACUGAGCUGCAGCCCUUCCACAAAUCUUGAUUGGGGUCUGUGUACAUGUGUCUUUUGUGUUUGCAGCCUCUUGAAGGAAUUACACAUAUUUGCUGUCCAUGACCCUUUCCCAUAUCUUGUUGGGGAAAUCAUAGGCACUCCCAACCCCAUCAGAAAGUGGGAGUAGACUUGGGAUACCAAAUCCAAUGAUACGUGGAACAGUGCAGAUGGAGCAGUGUCUGCAUUGGAACUCCUUUCCCUAAAUUCAGAACUGUGUGCUGGAAUGGUCCCAGUUCAGCCAUCCAUGCUACAGGUUUCUCUUUCCCUUGUUUCCCUUUCACUAGCGUGAAUUGCUAGGAUAGUGAAGGACUUAUAUUGUGCUCCUGCUGAACCAAGGAGGCAUAAAGUGAGAGAGAGGUGAGAUAGAGACAGAAAUGGAGCAAACACACAUAUUUUUUAAUGAAAGAAGGAAAGGGUGUGUGAGAGAGUAGGAUGAAGAAAGAAAAAUGGAAGUAAACAGCAGCUUCAGACUUCAGGUUUGUGAAGAUUAGAAUGUGGUUAAGGUUAGAUAUGGUAAGACCUCUGGGAUGAAGAAAGAGGUGAUAGCUGAGAGAUGGGGCAGACAAAGAUGAUUGUGCCUGGGGAGGGGGGGAAAGGGUAGCCUCUAUGAUCUGGAAAAAGAAAGUGCCGCUAGGAAAUGGGGCUGCAAAUGUUUCAGUAUUAGAAACAGAAAAGGGGAGCGAUACAGAUGGACAUGCAGACUGUGAUGGUACAGAAGGAAAAGGCAUCCUAUUGAGUAAGCAGAGCAUGCCAAGAAGUGAAGAUGGGAAUAAAGAGGCUUAAGAGAAAGAUUUCAUGGUAUGGGUUACAAGGAAAAAGGAGGCUGGAUUAAACACGAAAUUAAAAUGACAACAGAAAUGCUUUCCAGUGAUUAUUCAGUUAACAUAGAAGUUGCAUUCAGAGUGAUUAGACUUUCUGCAUCCCUUUUCUAUAGCUAACAAUUGUUUUCUCCUCACAGUGGGAUGCAGACAGCAUAUGCAUCUCACUGCAGGGAAGAUUGUGGCAUGCAUGCCCUUCCAAUGUUUCACCAGGGAUUAAAAUCAUAUGUGCAAGAUCACUCAUACAUUGCCUUUCCCUCCUUCAGCAAAACUUCAAAGCCAUUCCUCAUUAUGUUGAAAUUAGCUGUAACAAUGUUUGGUGUUUAUAUAUUUUGUUUUAUUACAACAAAUACAUUCAGGUUUUUCUUUUUCUUUUUAAAAUUAUUGUGUAUACAUUUUCCAUUUUUCUACGUACACACAUUUUACCAUCAUACAUAAAUUUUGUUCUGAUUUCCCAACCUUACCUUCAAUGUUAUUCUUAACAAACUAGGCUGGAGUAACAAACAGAUAUGCAGCAAAAGAUAUGCAGCAAAAGAUGUAUCUCACCUUUGUAGUGAGGGAGGGCUAAAAAAAACAUUCAUUAUCAUGAUAAAAUUUGUGUUCUCUGAAUCUUGGUUUGAGUGGCAGUUCUUGUUCACGCAGCAAUUAUGGAUACUAAAAGAUUAAGUGACAGCUUAAAGGCAAAUAAAAUUAAUUUAUGUGGCCAGUAAUCAUAGCAUCGUAGAUUGGCUUCUGGCAGUGAGGGUCAGAACAAGUUACAAGCUUUUUAAUAAUAUGAACUGCAAAUCUGCAGUCUGAUGGAGUGAAACAAUUGCUGGUAAUUAUCAUAGUUGAAUACAUUUACAGAGAACAACAGCAGUAUAUAUAGCUUAUAUAAGGAGAUGGGAGAGGGCUGGAUUUUUUUUAUCACUAAACAUGCAUGUUCAGUAUUCAUUCUCUAUUCUCCAAAAGAAUGUGUAACCAAUGAAGGCAAGACAAAAGAAUUUCCAUGUUUACCAGAGCAGAGGCCCAUAAAAUAUGCUGUCCAGGCUGCUUAAUAGUCCAUAAAAUGUUUUGAACAGCCAGUGUAAUCCUAAGAAAUCCAUGCUUCUAGCCCUUAUAGUUUGACAGUGUCUUGGCUGGUGGGGUGGGGAGGGAGAAAGUUCUAAUAUUUAAUCUAUAUAUCAGCCUAUCCACAAGUCCCCAUCUCCAAAAGAAUCUUUAGUCAUCUAUCAACAGAAAAUUGCCUACCACUCUGGUAUGGGGCCAAAGUGCUCUAAGAAAGCCACACAAAUACCUGCUGGAACUUUUAAGCAUGACAUCAUUUUCAAGUGGGAAAAAAGUUAAGUUGUCCUCUCAUAUUUUUUUUGCAGUUCCUCUGCAGCAUACGUUGUCUCAAUUUCUAGAAUAAUAUGCAGUGGGGAGGGAUGAGAGUUGUGUGGCUUUAUAGACUAAUACCUAAAGACCUUCAGCUGCCAAUAAGCAGCCUGUCCAUCUUUUAUUCCUCCAGAAGCUGUGGCUUUUCCAGCAGUGGUGAUUUAUAUGGCUUUCAACUUACCACUGAGACAAGGAUCUUGAAAAACUAAGUUAAAAUAUUCCUUCAUUUUCUCCACUGAGGUUGAAAAAUACUUCUUUUUGUAACCAUCUUUUCAGCUUUUAUGGAAGUAAAUUAUGUAUUAAUUCUACAUAAUACCAUCAAAGGUAGUCCAACUAGAAAGAUUUCCUUGCUUAUUGAUUCUCAUUUUGGUUCUCUGUAGAGUUAUUACAGUUUAACUGCAUCCAUUAGAAUAUAUUUGAAAAGUGUUCAUAGUGAAAUUCAUAGGCUGCAUUGCCUAGCUGUUCUGGUGUGUUAUUAAUACAGUCCAAUGAAUGCAUGACAUUUUUCUAACACUUUGCUCCUUAAUGUCUGUGGGUCAGAGAAGGCUCUGAGAAUGACUUUUGUUAUCCAGGAUGUGUUGUGAAAUCAUUAAUUCCCAUGUUGGACACUGCAAAACAAAUAACUGCUCAAGCCUGCUUGGCACAUCUUAUAUUGAUCAAUUGCCUGCUUUUGUGCUAGCCUAGAAAGAAACAAGGAAAGAAAACUGAAUGCUGAUAUUUCCUCCUUCUUUUUGAUGAUUUAUAAAUAAAAUAAUGACAGCAUAACCAUUUAUGGAUGGAAUUAAAUGAGCAAGAGGUGAUGAAACAACAAAAAUGGAUUGAGGAAUGUUAAGCCUGUAGUUAGGAAAAGUAUAUGGGUUUACCUUUAAAAUCAUGCAGACCCAGCUGUGUGGAUUUAUUUAGAUAUUUUAAAACAUUAUUUUAAGCUCUUCACUUAAUGGUCUUAAUAUGGUGGUAUUUCCAGAAGUGCAUGGAUAUAUUGUGGUUUUGUGGCAUAUUGCUGUAACUGCAUCAGUAAUUGAGUCUGUGGGAAAGAAUAUCAAGAAGGCCAAGACGCUGGUCAUUGGAACAUAGGUAGAGUUCUAUCCCAGCAUAGUUCAGACAGGAUGCUGGACUGGAUGAGAUGACAGCCAUUUAAUACAUUUUCAUUAACUCAAGGGCCACACUGGUUUACAUUAACUACCCAGCAGCAUCUCCUAGAUGGUAGCCCUUCUAGGAGAAGGAAAACUGAUCCUAAACCUCUGCUGCUUUGUGGGAUAUCUUCAGUAGAAGAAAAAAGCAAAGGUGUAAAUCCUAUACAAAUCUGGAGUGGAGCCCCUAAGAUGGUUGGAUGGUGCAUUGUACGCCUCCUUCUACUGCAGCCAAGCUGGUGCCAAACAUACUGCUCUGCUUUCCUUUGGAUCACAUCAGUGGGGUCUUCUCGUCUGGGCAUCCAGGGAGAUCCAUACUCACUGGCUAGGCUUGCAUUCUGGGGCGGUCACUUUGAUGCUGCUAACACAGCGGUUUGACUUCACCCCGGAGGCACAGUUCAUUGUCUCUUAAGACAGACGGAUGCCAACAUUCUGAUAUGAUGCUUUGAAGAUAAAUCUGAUCAUGUGCCCCAGAAUUAGUAGAUGCUUGCAUUGAUGGACACUAAUACGUAGCAGAUUUAUGAUUAGAUUAAUUAAUUAAUUAAUUAAUUAAAUUGCUAGGCUGAGUCUUUUGCAGGAUUCUACUAAAAGAUGAGAAAACUCAAAUGGUUUUAUAAGGAACUGACUUAUGUCUUAACAUAGAUGCAUAAAUAAGAAUGUAUGGUGCAUAAUGUAAGAUGAAUGUGUUUCCUACUCAAAGCAACAGCUUUGGUCACCUAGGGCAAAUAGCUAUUAGUUUUAUUCCAGUGGGUUUUUAAAUUCUGCAUUUAUACUUUUAAGUUAUUUUUAGUCUUAUUGUAUCUCCUGUAUACCACUUAGAGAUGACUGAUUAAGCAGUAUACAAAUCAUCGAAAUAAAAAACAAAAUAGUUUGUCCCAUGUGUAAAGACUUCCAUUGUAAGUGGACAUAUGUGAUGCCAGUAUAUUUUAAGAUAUACCUGAGUUUAUAUAUUGCUGUAAUUUGGAUAUGGGCAAAUCACGGGUUGUUCAUACACAAGUUAGUUUACGUACUUUAACUUUCAGCUCAAGUUUUCAUUAAAUAGUAGUGUUCUCUGCCUAUUUUAAUGUAUUCUUAAUCUGUACAGAUAAGAAGCAAUAAAUUAAGUAAAUCAAGGCAAGAAACAUGUAAGUGAACAAUAGCUAAGUAGAAUUUGGAACAAGGAAUGUAGCUAAUGAAAACUUGGAGAAUAGGUGUGUUCAAUUCUAUAAGGAAAAUGUUCCUUUUAAAACACUUUAGCAUCCAGUAAAUACAGUGGUACCUUGGGUUAAGAACUUCAUUCGUUCUAGAGGUCCAUUCUUAACCUGAAACUGUUCUUAACCUGAAGCACCACUUUAGCUAAUGGGGCCUCCUGCUGCCGCUGCGCUGCCGGAGCACAAUUUCUGUUCUCAUCCAGAAGCAAAGUUCUUAACCCAAGGUACUAUUUCUGGGUUAGCGGAGUCUGUAACCUGAAGCUUAUGUAACCCGAGGUACCACUGUCCUUUCCCAAACCUUGGUCAAGGAUGGCUUCCUUGAAGAAGGGGAAAAUAUUUUUCUUCCACAGUGGAGUGGAUAUUUUCCUCUUUCCUGGUAGGCAGUUUUAUAUAUCACUCGAGAAAACAUAGGCUUGUACAUAAUGCCAAACAAAUUAUUUUCUUUUUAUUGCUAGUUAUGUAGAACCUGGGGUGAAACCUCAGCGCCUAGGACUUGCCGAUCACAUGGUCGGCGGUUCGAAUCCCCACGGCGGGGUGAGCUCCCGUCGUUCGGUCCCAGCUCCUGCCCACCUAGCAGUUCAAAAGCACCCUUAAGUGCAAGUAGAUAAAUAGGUACCGCUUUAUAGCGGGAAGGUAAACGGCGUUUCCGUGUGCUGCUCUGGUGCCGGUUCGCCAGAGCAGCUUCGUCACGCUGGCCACGUGACCCGGAAGUGUCUGCGGACAGCGCUGGCUCCCGGCCUCUAGAGUGAGAUGAGCGCACAACCCUAGAGUCUGUCAAGACUGGCCUGUACAGGCAGGGGUACCUUUACCUAUGUAGAACCUAGUCGAGAACCUAGAGCACAAGUUAGAUAAUGGUUCAUGUUUAUUGACAGCUGAUGCAGUCAUUUGUAUUUAGGGCUGUUUCUAAAAAGGAACCCAAAGGAUUUGUAUUGCUUCUUUAAGCAGCAUUUAUAUUCAUGAAGGUCACUCACCCAAACACAUAAUUAGCAAUAAAAAGAAGUGCCUGCUCCUUUAGAGAAGAACCCCAUCCAGCCACAGCAGGCAAUUGGCCAGGCUUCUGGUCAUGGGAGUGACCUACCCACAAAAUCUCAAAUCUUCCCAGGAUAUAAUCUCAGUUGAUUGGUUCUCGUUUACUCCACCACUGCAUUCAAGAACUGCUUCAGUGCUUGCAUUGCCUCUCCUGAUUCAGAUAUUAUGGAGAAAUAAAGAAAUGUUAACUGACAAGGUUGCACUAGUACUAUACAUUUAUAUAUUUUGUUAACAAAAAGGGCUGAAAGGUGUGUUGAACAGCUUUUUCAGAUGAGAAGCUUCAGCAUGAGUAAUAGCUUUUUUAAAAUGCAUGCUUAUUGAAGUAAGUGGUAUGAAAAGGGCAUAUGAGCUGUCAGAGAAAAAUAUCUGCAGGCCCACUGAAGAUUUAUAGAAAAUUGCUAACAUUACUUUCUUGCCUUAAGGGAGUUCUCAAAUGUUUAGGCAAUCAUUUAUAAACGUUAUUGCCAUCAGUGCAAUAAAGGGGGAAUGAAUCCAGUUACUUUUCUAUAUAAACAUAGUUUGUUCUUAAUGAGAGUAGAAGAAGGUUUUGUUCAAUAAUUUGGGAAGCCUUAAAUUAGUUCCAAACUUAGUAGAAAUCAACCUUAAAUAUUUUAAAGAAAGCUUUUUGCAGUACCACAUUAGAAGACGAACUUAUUAGAAGAGUUCUUAUUAGAGGCAAAAUGUUUAAAGCAAAUUAGACAUCGAAUGAGCAUCUAAAUUUUGACUUUGAAUUUGGUAAACUACAUUCUGUCACUUCCUGGCUGUUUCUAAAGUGACUAUUAUUAUUUCUUAAAUGCCAGUGAAAAAUAAUCAUAACUUUAAAGGUAAAGGGACCCCUGACCGUUAGGUCCAGUCGUGGACGACUCUGGGGGUGCGGCGCUCAUUUCGCUUUACUGGCCGAGGGAGCUGGUGUACAACUUCCGGGUCAUGUGGCCAGCAUGACUAAGCUGCUUCUGGCAAACCAGAGCAGUGCACUGAAACGCCAUUUACCUUCUCACCGGAGCAGUACCUAUUUAUCUACUUGCACUUUGUGCUUUCGAACUGCUAGGUUGGCAGGAGCUGGGACUGAGCAACGGGAGCUCACUCUGUCGCUGGGAUUCAAACCACCAACCUUCUGAUCGGCAAGCCCUAGGCUCUGUGGUUUAGACCACAGUGCCACCCGUGUCCUUACUAAUCGUAACUUUAGAGAAUACUUAAUUUGUACUUGGAUAUGAGAACUUUCAGUACUGGAAUGAAGCUUAAUCCAGGCAAGGCAAAGGUACUAAUGAUCAGUAGAAAUGCUGCCUUGGCAUUGGAAGUAAAACUUGUUCUGGACAGGGUUGUGUCCCAGUGGAGUUUAGACUGGUCUCUUUUGUUUUUUAGGAGUGAGGUUAAGACAUGUUCAUUUCACCAACUUUUAGUCUUAAUACCUAUGGAGUUUUUUGCUUUCUUUUGUUUUAAUGGUCUUAGGCUCUUAAUGCUCUCCAUUUUAAAAUAUAUUGAGAUUUUACUGUUAGUAAAAGAGAGUAGGGAACAGUAUAAUCAUAUAAGCGGCUUACAGUUACUGAAGCAUACCAUUUUAUGUUACUCAGCCCAGCACUCAAAUUGGUUGAAAAUCACUGCGAUUUCAGCUCAAAUUUAGCACCAUUUCACCAAGUGAAACCAGCCAUUUUAUUUGUAGCUCUUUGUAGCACUCCUCCCCCUCACUCUUUCUCUCGCUGAAUAUUUAGCGUUAGGUUAGUCUGGAAAAUUUUAGAAAAGUUUUUUUUUUUUAAUGGCCAGUUUUACUGUUUUGCUUCUACAACAGACUUCUGCUUGCACAUUAGAAUUUCCCCCUCUCCUCUCCCCAAAGCUUCCCAUGUACCAUCCACAAGGUUGAGGAACCCUCUGGAUAAGUUUUUGGGGCCAUGCAGGGAGAGGAGAGGAAGGGUAAAUCCAAUUGCAUGAGCAGAAAGCCACUCGUGCUGUACUGGAUACAACCCUUGAGUUCCACACACAUUUUUGGGGCUGCCACUGCUGAAUAACGCACAGUCGCUCUACCUGCUCUGUACUGUUGUUGAUACCAAAGCUAAUAAAAGAAAGGUUCUGAUAGCCUUAACUUUACUAGAGUUAAAACAUUGUAAAAUUGAUUUUCUGCAGAGGUUUGGGAUAUAGACUGCCCUAUGUGAUAGAAGGCCCGGUGGAUUACAUUCAAGUUGUCUAAAGGUUCAUUUGAAAUAAUCUGGACAUUAUCUGGUCUUAAGUAUAAUAUUUUUACACCUUAAAUCUUACUUUUUCACUGUGAAGCCUGUAUUGGAUCAAUGAACUCUUGCGAGCAGCUUUAAAUAUCUCCUGUGGUGCUGGCAGCAAGGACAUGUUGAACUUAGAAGAGCAAUUAUCAUAGGGAGCAGUAUGUGGCUUGACUACAUUAUGUUGUUCUACUGACGAUCGGUAUUUUUCGAUUCUCUGGAAGAAUUGUAAUGGCAAGUUCUAUAAUGCUUUUGUUCUCCAGCUGCCAUGAUCAGUUCCAUAUCCUAGUAAAUUAAUCCUUGGAGUUGUAUAAACCCAGCCAAGUAUAUACAACUAUAUUAAUUGGCAAUAUUAUUAUUCUAGGUUUAUUAAGGUUCAAACUAAGCAGGGCUCCCUGCCCCCAUUUAAUUAACAUGUUAUUAUAGUAGGACUUUUUCUUGUUGCAGUAAAAUAUAAUAAUAUUGUGUGGCAUGGCAUAUAUUUUUUUUAAAAAAAUACUAAAUUCGUAAGCAUACCAUUUAACAGAUUUGCUUUAGACUUUUCAUCAAACUAGGUGUUGCACCCUUCUUCCUCUCAACUUGGUUCAUUGAAUGGGUGCAAUGGUUGAUCUGUUCAAGCUCCAAAUCGAUAAUUUCAUUUACUUAAUAUAAUUUCUUAAUUGUCAUAUUGAUGCUUCAGUUGAAGGAGCACUGUGUUUGAGGUGGUUUGAAUAUUUUCUCUAUGAUGUUAGAUAUGUAAUGUCCAUUCACACAUGUAACAACAUAGUGCUUGUGAUAAAUAAAGCCACUUGUCUGUAAGAAUAUGAAAAUUGUCCCAAGCUUCUUUUCAGUAUUUUUAUCCAUUUCCUGUAAUCUGACUGGAAUGCACGGUAAUAUCAUCAAGUUUAAAAUCUUCCUUGGAGGCCCUGUUUCACAUGCCCUUUUUCACUGAAGUAUGGUUGGUGGUGAUAUGGUAAUGCCUUCUUAAGAGUGCUGCCAAAUUUAUCAAACCCUUCCCUGUCACUUACGGCAGUUACCCAAGGUGGUGGCAUUCGUUUGCUCUUCAGAGUACUAUGACUGGCUUAAUUUUGCUCCUGCUGUUGAUGUUUCAGAUGUCUGGAGGUGUUGCUGCCAGUUUUAAUUAUACUGCCUGGACUGUUGCUUUUAAUGUAUUAUUUUAGCGAUUGUUGGGUGCCUUGUAGAUUUUUAAAUAAAAAGGCAGCACAUAAGCAUUUUAAUAAUAGCAGUUGCUUCAUCUACAGACACCCCAUGCUUCCUAAAGGGUUUGCUUUACAACUGCAGUGUUCAGGCUUUCAGUUUAAUAUAAUGUAGAUAUGGAUUAUGGUAAAUAUUAAUUUUCAAAAAUAUAAAUUCUCAAAAAUACAUAAUUUUCUCUGCCCUUUGCAGGAAGUUGUAUAUCUGUUUUCGACUUCUUGAAACUGAUCUCCACUGAUUGGUUUAGCUGAAUUUACUCUGAUUCUAACUUUAUUAUUUUUUUAAAAGAUGGAUUUUUAAUUUUUGUUGUAAGUUUUAUUGGUUUUAUAUUGUAUACCACCAUGUGACAUUUGGAUGAAGGACACUUUAGAAAUAAAGUAAUUAUAAUUAAUAAUAAUAUGCUGAAGAUGAAGCAAAACUGUCAUCAUCCACCACCACCCUGGAAUUUUUUUAACUGCAGUUUUAUGUGCGGUAUUUGAACUACGGUGGCUAUGGUGAAGUAUCUCUUAAUGUUGCAGUCAGCACAAAACGGCAGUGCAUAUGUGAACCCAUAGUAGUUACCUGUUCAAUAGGAUAGCAGUUGACACAUGCAACUUAACAAGGUGGUUUCAUUUGCCUUGUACUAUAUACUUCAGGGCAAGAUAGGCAAAGCAAUCCCCACCAUGUGCUGUCGGACUACAAUUCCCAUCUGCCCCAGCCAGUAUGACUCAUAGUUAGGGAUGAUAGUAGUUCAACAACAUCUGGAGAGCAACACAUUAGCCAAUCCUUUUGUUCUGCCCUGGCUGUGUUGGCGCUUAACCAUGUGGUUUCCACAAUAUAGCAUUGUACAAGAUGAAACUUACUUAUUUAGAGCAUUAAUCCUCCCCCGCUCAAAUCCCUAGAUGAAUAAUAAUAUGUAAAUGAAUCUAAUAUUUUGAAAUAGAAACUUAAUAUAGUUUAUAGUAAAAUAUAUUGCUAAGCUAUUCAGUUCAAGUUCACAUGGGGAACCUUCUUUAUAUAAAAAGGUCCUGCAUAAUUCACACAAGGUGCUUUAGCUCUAGACCUCUGGGGAAAGGAUAUGUUAAUUCAUUAGGAAACACUGUGAAAUGUAUUAUUUUAUGAAUUUACACCUCACCUUUCAUUGUAAAAUCGUUUCCUGGGCAGGUUACAAAAACCACACUAUAAAAACAAUAAAAUCAACAGAUAAUUUUAACAUAAUAAUAAAUAAAGAGAAUAAUAAAAGGAUUAAAACAAUUCCAUCCAGCUGGAAAGAUUUUUAAAAUUAAAUGGCUGGGGAAAUAAACCAAAGUGUCUUUUCCUUGUGCCACAAUAAGUAGAAUGUUCAAUAAUAACCAUCAUUUGUGGUGUUCAUCCUGCCUGAGAUAACGCAUCAGUAUGAUUUUUCUGUAGAUUAAUGUGUUAUUUAUUAUUAUUACUUUUAUAUCCCAGUCCUCCUCCAAGUAAUUCAGAGCAGUGUUUGUGGUUUCUGUCCCCACAUUUUAUCUUCACUACAACUUUUUAGCAAAGGCUAGGCUGAGGAAUGAUAACUAUCCCAGGGAUAGCUGGUGAGCUUAAUGGCAGAGCUGAGUGGGGAUUUUAGUCUUUGUCCUUUUUGUCCUAGUUUGACAGUUUAAUCUUUACUUCUUUGUUGUAUGUGUACAAGUAUAACACAUGACAAUAGUUGUUUAGUGGUGAAGUGUGUGAGCUGUGGGCCAGGAGGUCCCCAGUUCAAGUUACGUUUCAGCUGUGAAUGUGCUAGGUAGCUUUAGGCAAACAACUCUUCUCAACUCUCCAUCUGCAUUAGGAGGAGAAUAAUAGGAAGGCUGUUAUAAGGAUUGUUGCAAUAAUGUAUGUGUAGUAUUUUGAUUACUUGGACAUGUGCCAUUAUAACACUAGCUCAAACACUGCAACGAAACAUUAUAUUUUGUCAUACUUUUCGCCAAACCACCUCCUGUACAUGCUAGUGACACUAAUUUUAAAAAUAAGAGGUUCAAAUGAAAUGUGAGACUGGAUGAGGUCAGUUAUUCAUUAUAUUUUGGUUUCUAUAAGAAUCUUAAUUAUCUUUUCCUUUUCUUACAAAAUAAAGCUUCCAAAGAAAGAGGAUCAACAACUGGAACUUAAAGCAAGUCCUAAGAAAGUUCCAGAAUCCACUGUCGAUCUCUUGGGACUUGGUAAGUAGUUAAUUCUUUGUUUUGCAUUGCAGAAAAAUGGCAAGACCUAUGCUGCAAUAAUUAAAGGGGUUUCACCCCCACAUGCUGGAAAACAUUGUUGGUUAAUCUGUAAAUGGUGUUGUAGUCUGCUAAUAUACUUAGAGAGAAAAACUGAAGCAGAUCUGUGCUGUCUACUAAACUAUAAGUAAUGAGCUCCUUAGGGAGUGAGACGCUAUCAAAGUGAUCUUCAAAGGACUGUGAGCUCAAGCUUUUUUAAAAAAAAUCUGUUGUUUAAAAAUAGUCUUGUUUUAUUGAAGUACAAACCUUUCUAAUAUCCAAGUGAACCUUGUACAAGUUCUGUUGUAUGUCCCCAUCCUAAAUAUCCAUGCAACUAAUUUUGCCUGCCCUUUGUAAUUAGAUUUCUUAAAUGGCAGCUCCCUCCCAAUUACGGUGGUACCUCGGGUUACAGAUGUUUCAGGUUACAGACACUUCAGGUUACAGACUCUGCUAACCCAGAAAUAGUACCUCUGGUUAAGAACUUUGCUUCAGGAUGAGAACAGAAAUCGUGCGGUGGCGGUGCAGCAGCAGUGGGAGGCCCCAUUAGCUAAAGUGGUAUCUCAGGUUAAAAACAUUUUCAGGUUAAGAACAGACCUCUGGAACGAAUUAAGUUCUUAACCCGAGGUACCACUGUAUUUUUGAAAUUAUUGAAUUUAAGUAGCUAGUUGUGAAGUGAGAUGGCGUGUGCUUUUCAGAAAAUAAUAAAAACAGAAUCCCUUGGCAAAAUCAUGCUUCUAGGAACUUGUGCAAGGUGACAGUUUUCUUCUUAUGGAAUGUCCAGAGUUUCUCCUAUCUUACCAUAUUCAAAACAUUUUAUAAUUAAUUCCUUCAUGGUAAACUGCUCAAAGUCCCAGGCGUUGGCCAACAUUUUCAGAAGUCUAGCUGUAACCUAAAUCAUACCAUUCCCAAGCCAGCUCUUCAGUGUGGAGCCUAAUCAGAAACAAUUCUGCCUGAGUACUUACUUAAUCCAAACCUGUUUACAUAUUCUUCCUUCACUUUUAUUUUGUUUGAAUGGUACUCCAGUGCUGCUGUGUAUUCAGUCAUUUCUGUGCAGGUUUACUGUUGAAUUAUCCCCUUCUUUCACUACAUUUGGGCUUUACUUAAAUUUUUACCUUGGAAAAGCAACUGUUUACAUGUCAAAUGCUUGCUUUUGUUCAAACUAGUCUAGCAUUCAUGGGAUAUUAUUUUUUAGAGUAGAUCAGACCAAGUUUAACCAAUCUGAAUAACCUCUGUUAGCUUGCCAUAUCUUAAUUGUGUAACUAAUGCCUCUUCUAGUGUAGGAGCUUAGAGUCUUGAGUCCUGUGAUAGACUGAAGUAUGAAAUACCACAGGAGAAAGCAAGUGACAAUAAAUGUGGCUACGAUUGCAUAUUUUUAUUGAGCCAGCACAUUGAUGGAAAUGUACAAAACAAGUUUCAAACGUUUCUGGCUGGGCUGCACCAAGAGGAUAGGUUAGCCUGUUUCAUUUCAACAAGUCUGAUGCAUUUUAAGUACAGUACAGUCUUACCUUGAUUGUCGAAUGGAAUCCGUUCUGGAAGUCCGUUCAACUUCCGAAAACUUUAGAAAGCCAAGACGCAGCUUCUGAUUGGCUGCAGGAGCUUCCUGCACUUAAUGGAAAGCCACAGAACCCGCGUCAAACGUUCAGCUUCCAAAGAACAUUCGCAAACUGGAACACUCACUUCUGGGGGGUGUGGCAUUCAGGAGCCAAAACAAACGAGUACGACUGUAGUUUGACUCAAGAAUCCUGUUCCUCUAAAACACUUGCUGUAAAUAAACUUUCAGUUGAACUAAUAAUAUAACAUGAUUGAAUGGCUUCUGCAAACAUACAAAGAAAUCUUAAUAAGUUUAUAUAAUAUAAGCAGUUUUGGAGGAGAAGUUAGUAUCUCAGAAAUGUGGCUCUUCUGUCCAAAUCCAGUUGAUCGAACAGCUUAGGCCCCAUCUUUACUACACAAUGAAAGCACUAUCAUACCACUUUAAACAGUCAAGCUUCCAUCCAAGGAAUCCUAAGAACUGGUGUUUGUUAAGGGGGCUGAUUCCCCUCCCAGAGCUUCAGUUUGCAGUUGCGGAUUUAUCAUGGCAGUUAAGGAAUUUAAACAGCUCCUAAUCCCUUAGCAGUUCAGGGAAGCAGUCCUCGCUUGUUGGUUAGGCUUUUCUGCCGUAUUCUGAAGAGCAGCAACUUAUUCCCCUUGUGCCUGUGCACAGCAAGGGCAUCACUUACCUGUUACUGGGACUCUUUGCCAUCCUUGCCUGUCUGCAUUUCCUCUUCUGCUAUAGAUCAUUACGAGAAAUGCAUUCAUGCAUUACAAAUAUAAAGGUACUCUAGAAGCUGCUGCAUUGUUAGAAUUUUGGCCUUGUUGCAUCAGUAUAUAAAUAUCACCCCAGUGGCCGAAGAACCCAGGGGAGUUCUGCUUUAUUGCACGGGUGUGAAUAGAUGGACCAUAAACCCCAGGUACAGGUAAAUCACAUUCUCUUGAGUACUAACGGUCUUACAUUCUAAGAGGAUAGUUAUAAAUAUAGAAUGUUUAUCAAUGUGUUUCAUAGUUAGGUGCUUUGCCAGAAUGAUUGUGGUGGUCUCUCUGUGCAGAACUACAUACCUUGCCAACUGCUAAGUUAUGCACCUCAGUGAACGGUGCAUUUUGGUUCUUUUCCAUCUCAGCAUCCUUUUUAAAAUAUAACUACAGACAAAUAAUUGUUAUUUCAUUAUGAGUAUAUAAAAGUAAGUGAAAUGAUAGAUCUGUAGUGGUGACCCUCGGGGUCCCUUUCAACUCUACAAUUCUAUGAUUCGAAGAAUAGCAGACCUGGGUUUUCCAAUUUGCAGAUAACUCCCUUUCUUUUACUUUCUAAAAAUGGCACACCUUAUAUUGUGAGAUGUUUUGCAACGCUGCAGAAUGUUUAAGUAUUAGCUUUUCCAUCAUGUUGAAAGGUUGAAUUUGCAAAAGAAGCAAAACUCGUUUGCCAUUUGAUGCAUCAUUUACCAGUUAGAUGUACUACACAAAAAACAAGAGAUGAGUAUGGAUGGUUGCACAUGUUGAAGUAACCAUCACAGUGUAUUAGCAUUAAAAUGGAUAGUCUCAACCUUUCUGUGGGGGCAUAAGUAAAUUACUAUGCUCUUUCACUUCAAAUUUAUCAUAAGAAUGAUGGAAGAUAAGGAAGAUGCUUAUUGAAAACAAGUGAAAUAUGUAACCUUAUUAACCUUCAAUUACAAGAAGAGCAGAAAGCAGUUCAAUAGAUAUUAGAAUAUGACUGCUAAUCAAAUAAGCUAGCCAGCCAUUUCAGAGGAUGCCUAUCAUGCUUAGUGUCAUUUACCCACCUCAGAAACAAUACCUUGCCUGGAAGCUUUCUGGAUAAGCAAUAUAUCCCUUGAGAUUUUUUGGUUCAGCUUAUUCUCCUCUGCAAUUCUGGGAAUGCAGCAUUAAUAAUAAAGAAGUUCUCUGGGCAGUUUACAUAGACAGUAAAAUACAGAAGACAAUUUACAAUAAAACCCUUUAAAACUGAAUAAUAAAUCGCAAAGCCCAGGUUUUUUUUUUAUAAAAAAAAACAACAGACAGCUAAAAUCAGCAUAAAACACAGCAGCUAGAGCUGUAUGUAGCAAGGGAGAGUUUGGUGCAAAAACCGAAGCAGCUGCUAGGUUAUCUCCAAUACCCUGUACUCAUAAGGUAUAAGUAGGUUCAGGUAUCUGUAGAUGUGUCGUCCCUGACUUUGUCUCUUGAAACCUUUUUAGGUUUUUCCCCCUCAAACAUCUGCCAUUACUCAUAUUGUAGUGAACUGCAAGGUAAAGCCUAGAUUACUUUCUCCCUGUAGUAAAAUAAAGUGAGGAACAAGUAGUAGAUUGUGUACGUCUGUGUGUGUGCCCAAGACACACUUGCCGGAUUGAGAUUUUGACUUCGUAUGUAACUUCUGAACGGGCUUCUUGUCAGGUGUACAUUUUAUAAAUUUAUAGAUUUGCAGCUGUUCAGCAAAAACAUGUUUCCCGAAUGGCUUACAGAAAUUAAAAUGGAAAGGGGAAAAAAACCCUUCUACCCCUGUUUACUCAUACUCAUAGUUGCCCGAACUUGUUUUGAAAACCAGGUUUUGGUUUAGCUUUAAUUUUGCCAUCUUUAAGUUAUUUUCCUAGCUAGAACUAGAAAAGGUUAGGAGUAAGAUGAAUAGGUAUGCUUCUGUAUUGUAAUGACUAUAUAAAAAUUCAUUGCAUGAUCUUACUAUCUUAUCUCUUUAUCCUUAGCUUUGGCAACUCCAAAAUAUAUAGCAUUCUGAGAAAUAAGUGUGUUUUCAUUAAGGAUCACCAGUUAGAAAUGGAUGGUCAAAAUGAUGAUGAUGAUGAUUCUGCUCCAGAACAUAAGAAAUGGGAAACCAAAAAUAUAUUCAGAGAUUAUUCUGGAGCUGGCUAGAUGCUUGAUUUCUACCUUGAGUAUCCCUUCGCUAACUAUGAUUAGCAGCACCUGUGGUCACUUCUUAUGCCACUAUUCACAGAAUGUGACAAAAGGAAGCUGUCAGAUCUUGUGCCAACCCAAAAGCUUUAUUAUCCUCAGAGGAAGCAUUGGGAAGGUAGCUUGUUAGUACUUGAUAAAGAAUUGAUGUUAUUGUGGAGGCUAUGCUUGAAAUAUAAAAAAAUACCAGUGUUUAGGAAAUUGUUGUGGUUUGUACAGCUGUGAUACAUUUACCUCCUCCCCUCAAAUGCCAUGUUAUCAGUAGGUGUUAAUCUUUAUGGGUUAAUAAGUAUAUAAAUUGUGGCACAUUUACAGUUGCUAUGGGAACCAGAACUGAUUGCCUGACUUCAGUGUAGAAUCCCUAGUGUACAGUUGCAAUAGUGCUUUUGCAUUUACUUUCAUAACAAGAGAAGAAUGAAGUGAGCAAAAAUACCCCAGUGACUGCUGAAAUGUGUUGUUCAUUUGCCACUGAAGGGCUUGUUCAUUGAGAACGAAAAUAUAUUAUAAAGGCUCUGCUCUAUAUAUGUUGAAAUACUUGACUCAAAUCAUGUGGAGAUACAAAAUAGGAUGUGUAUAGUAUCCUUCUAGGCCACCUAUCUAGAAACUGUAGACUUUGUCCUCUAUUCUCCAUUGUAGACUAGGCAUCUGUUAAGCAGUAUGUACUUGUGGUUCUUUGGGCACCCUGGAUACUAUUUUUGGACUUCAGAAUAAUGGUGUUAAUAAAGAGCUGUAAUAUGUCAUAUUGCAGCUACACAAAUGUAAAAAUUAAGUGCACACACAAUGGAAGAUACUUUUAUCGAUUCAGGUGGAGGGCAGGGAAGCCUUUAUGGUAGGUCAUAAACCUGAGUUAAUCAAGAAAAAUAGUUUCAGAAUGUAUCAGACAGUGCUGGUCUGAUUUGAAGGAAGAUGUUGAUAAUGUGAAGAAGUUUAAACUUUGUAGUUCUUUUCCCUUUUCAAUAAGUAUAGCCUUUCCUUUGAAGAUACUGGGAAUAAUGUUGCAAGGAAGAAAGAGAUCUUUCUUCCAUUGUCGUUAAUGAGAGGGAGGCGUGCAAGGAGGUUCUUUGGCUGUAAGAAUAGCUAAGCAGUUGAACAAUGGCUGAGAGAGUCUGCAGGGUCUUUUAUCUGUUGCAGCAAUGUAUUUGUUGGCUUGAUUUAUAAGCUAUGAAUCCUGACUCAAGAACUUACAACCUAUGUAUUUAGUAGUGAUCUUUUCCAGACUUAAAAUUUAUAUAGCCAAUUAUUGCAGUGCUUACGUCCAAAGGGUUUGGUUACUUAUGAGAAGGAUUUCUAUUUUAAAAGUUACAGUGCUGGUAACCAACAGUGCUUUAGGCAGCUUGUAGAAAUGUGUAAUUCUGUUAAACCAGCUUAGAUGCCAUUAGGUUGGCCUCAGGCUGUGUUUUAAUGCGUUCAAAUUUUGCUAAUUACGUUGGCAUGUUGUAGCUUUUAAAUUACGACGAGCUGGCAGAAUACUAGAGGAGCCUGGAUUCAGUGCUAUGAAUGCUUGGGUAUUUCUACCAACACAGGAUACCUUUAAGCAACGGCUUGCUUUGUACAUACUUUGCAAUUAUCAAAAAAUUGGUUUAACGUUUUUCCUUUUAAAACACUGUCAUUUAAGAUGGCCCUGCCGAUUCCUCCGUUACAAAUGGAAGCAUCACAACUCCUGCUGCUGUAUUGAAUGAUGACCUGGAUAUAUUUGGCCCAAUGAUCUCUAACCCAUUGCCAGCCACUUCUAUACCUCCUGCUCAGGUAAGCAGCAAAAUUUAGCAUGCCUAGCCCUUUUUAAAAUUUAUUGUUGAUUGAGAUGUUUACAUUAGAAAUGACAAGCCUGCCUAAAAAUAUAAAGAUGACUUGUAUCAGCUGUCCUGUUAAAAUCACUUUCAUCUUCUUACUAGAGAGAUUGGCAGGCAGUGAAGCUUGCGUUGGUUAUAGACACACAAUUUAUAAGCCCACGCCAGGUGUUAGCAUAAGAAAGAAGUUCUUCACAUUUGAAACAGCAGUGGGAAAAGAAACUGGCCAUAGGAAAGCCAGUGUUAUGUAGCCCCUCAAUUUAAGAAGAGAGCUCAAUUUUACUCAUGCAUUCCAUAUUUUAUUGCACUUCAGCAGCUGGCCUCAUCAAUAGCAUGCUAUUAAUAUGAGUACCAAUACCUUGCGUAAUUUCUUUCCAAACAUUAUAGUAUGAGGCAUCUUGUAGCUCACUAAGUGCUAUAAUAUCUCUGUGGAGAGGGAAGCUAAUAUUUAGUCUUAGGGUGGUUUUUUUAAAAAAAGGUUUAGAUACAUUUUCUAGAUGUUCGGUCUGUCUGGGCUGUUCAACCAUUACAGCUAUCAUUCAUCUUUUAUGUUUAGAGAUAUUAUGCUUCAGACUUCCAUAGCUCUGGGAUGAGCAUCAUCGAUAUAAAUAACCAACCUUUCAUGUUUAUGAACAUCCCUGGGGGAUUUAACAAGGCUUUGCCUGGAGCACAAUGCUGAGUGGAGUCCAGUGACCUGAUUAGUAAUAUGCAUAAUAGUAUAAAGGCACAAUAUAUCAUCUAUUAAGACUUGGUGUUAACUCUCUCAGUAGCUUCCAGACUAGUGAUAACUAGAUGGUUUCAACAGAGGCUCACUAUUAUGAGGCUCAUUAAGGUUUAGUGGCACAUUUUGGCAAUGAAAAUUCUUUCCCUUUAAAGUGUGCAGAGGCCUAGUUAGUCCAGCUGAUCUCUUAAUGAUUUAUUGAUCUAUGACUCUGGCAUGGUUCUAAUGUGCAUUUUUAAUUGUUUGUGAUUAGUGAACUGAAAAGUGGGAGUGGUCAGGUGUGCUGCCCAUGUCUCCUUUUUUUUAUUUGAUUAAGGGUGUUUAUUUUCCUUUUGUGAUAUUAUCACAUCUUUAGCCCACAUUUCCUCCCAAGCAUCUCAUACAUCGUUCUCACACUUCCUAUUUUAUUCUCACAAGAGCCUUGUGAAGUAGAGAUAAGUAGUUUGAGAGACAGUGGCUAGCCCAGGGUCACCCAGUGAGCUUCAAAGAUGAGUGGGGAUUUGAACCCAGGCCCUAGUCUAGGGGUGCCCAAACUUUUUUCAAAGAGGGCCAGAUUUGAUGAAGUGAACAUGCGUGAGAGCCAACCAAAGUUGUUGAGCUUUUUUUUUUUUAGGAUUUCACCCCAGGACAUAUACUGCCAAGGGCGCCAGAUUAAAUCGACUGGCGGGCCAGAUUAGGUCCCUAAAACAGACUUUGGACAUCCCUGCCCUAGUCCAACACACUAACCAUGCAUUACUGUUGUUCUGUCUUCUUGAUGUUGUCUCAUUAAAAACUGAAAGCUCUUCAGGGUAACAGCUUAAUUCCUUUUUCCGUGAUAUUCAUGGUCUUCCUGUUCACUGCUUGCUCUUUCUUAUGCUAACUCAUUUUGUGCAUGUAAUGCUUUCUGUUACUGUGCUCUGAGGCUUAAGCUCCUUACCUUAUCUUUACAAAGAACAGAACAAAACACUUUGAGUGGAAUACAGCAAAGUACUAAGAUUUUUCCAUCAGGCAAGGAGAAAUGCUCUUGCUGAUGGAACUACCUCCCCUCUCCUUGCCCUAGACACUGAGGUUUCUCCUGACCCUCCAAAGUUGAAUUUAGGGAGGCAGGGCAAAGGGGGGGGGGAGCCCCAUUGCAUUAACAGGAGUCCUUCCACUAGCAGAACAAGUUAGUUAAAUCCAGCCCCAUGACAUUUUUUUAAAGUAAUUUUUUCCAUCAACUACUUCCCAUUUUUAGAAAGGUGAAGUGCUAUCUAAGUGAUAUACGACCUUGGCUUGUUCUCUUCUCCUUUUCUGUUCUUCCUGUGCCCCGUUCUCUUGCAGAUGGGUAAAUUGUAGCCCUUCAAGCAUGGACUUCUCUUUCUCCUUUUGCUGUGUAGUGCUCUGGUUAUUUUAGAUACUCUUACAUUUGACAAGUGAAAAAUUUGAACUUGUUCCAGUACUAGAGCAGACUCUUGUGGCACAUGAAAGGUUAACAUCUUUUAUUAUGGCAUAAACUUUUGUGGACUGUAGACUGCUUCCUCAAAUAUUAAUAUAUAUCAGAUGACUUGAAGGUGUGAAACCACUUCAGACAAGAGCACUUUUGUAUAUUUUGAAUCACUGCACAAUCAUAAUUUUCCAGUUGUGAGUGGUGAGACUUUAGAAAUUUGUCUGGAGAGAGCUUUCCAGCAGUAGGAGUUUUUCAGUUACAUUAUACUAGUCCUGAGUCCACCCAUAGCAAUAGUCUUUUCCCCUUCCAAUGAAACUGGAUAUGAAUAGCUCUUUUCUGUAUGAGGGCCCAAAUUGGGUAGAGGGUGAGCAUUCAUCCCACCACCUGUUACCCAUGCAUGCCACCCAUGGCUGUUGUUCCAGGCUUUCUAUGUGCUGAGCCCUAGGGGGAAAGCAUUUUGGAACUCCAUCCCCUCUGUGAUAUGGUGGGCACCUACUUUUUUAAAGAAAGUGGUAGUUGCCAGCUGAUGACCUUGUUAUUCGUCCAAACUUUUAUUGGAAUCUGAUCCCAGUAUUGAAUUUUCAGUUGGCUGGUUCUGACCUGCAUACCUUGAUUUUAGCAAGUGUAUUGUGAAUUUGGAACUUACUUAAGCUACAGCUCUGAAAUCACUGUAUAAUGAAAAGUCAGUAAGAAAUGUUCAAAAAUAAAUAGAUAAAUGAGCAAAGUAGCAUACACGAUUUCCCCACAGGCUUGGGAUAGCAGCUGGGCCAACAUCACUAGGAGAUUUGAACCUGGGUCUCCUGGGUCCUAGGUUGACACAUUAACCACGCUACCUCCUGUUUCUGGUUGAUUAGUUACUUGCAUUUCUUUUCAGAGGUGCCAUUCUUACAGACAUACUAAGAUUUAUGGAAGAGAUGCUUUUCUUCAUGCUUCACUGAGGUCAUAAAAAAUGUGAGAAUUUCUAGUUUCUAAAGGUGCAGUUCUUCCUUACAAAGACUAUUGAACCAUUCAAGCUGUGACCUUUAUGCACUGUGCGGAACACGGGGCAAUACAAAAUUUAUCCUUUUGUGGUUCUGCUUUUAAAACACAGUUGAAGCCUUUAAGAAUCUAAGCUUCACAAACCACCUGAGAUCUUUUUCAAAAAUCUUGUUCUUAAGCAGUGACCCUAAAAUUAAAACUGGCAGCUUCCAAAACUUAACUUAUGCAGUUCUCGUAACCUUGCCUUGAAUUAGUUGAAAGUAAUAGAUCUAUGACAGUAGUUCUGCUCAGUAUUUCUUAUCAUAUGAAAUUACUUCAUCUGAUCACUACUUUCUUUAGAUUACUUGAGAAAAAUUAUAAGCAAACCAAAAUGAAGUUUAUCUGAUGGUGUUUUCUCCUGGAAAAGUGUUUGCAUGUAAUGCAGCCAAGCGAAUACCUUACUUGCAGUUUGUACAAUGUUACAUGGAAGCAACUAAGAAGUAAAGGAGAAUAAACCCACCAAGAAUCUGGGACUAGAAUAGAGAUGAUGAACAGUUGUAAUGGGUGUAUGUAUGCAUCACAAGUAGAACAAAUUCUGCAAGAGACAAUCUUUGUGCUAUUUUUUUGUAAGCUUUUUAUUUAAAAACAGAUGGACAGAUAAUGAAAUCUUCAAUACUGUGUUUAUGUUGGCAUAUUUGCUAUGUAUACAGUGGUGUUGCACCGCAUAAACUAUGAAACAGAAGCAUGUAUGUGCAUCUUCAAACAACUGUGUGUACACAUCUGAUGAUCCUGGGCCAGUCAAGGUUCCCAGAUGUGCAUAUAUACAUGUGGAAGACAUAAAUUUUACAUGCUAUGCGUAGGUAAUAAAUUUGCUGUUUAAAAACGUGUAGCUGUUGUACUUUUGUUCAUAUUGCGUAAACUUCUGGAUUAUUUGUCAUAAUAUAUGUCAUUGUAACUUGCACAAAGGAAACAUUGGUAAAUAAUUAGUAUUGUGUUAUACAUAUGCAAGCAUUUGUUUGUUAGUGGGGUUUUUUGCAACGUUCGGACAUUUUCCUUUACAAUACUUACAAAUUUUGGAGAUGCCUGUAAUUGGAAAGUUUGGUUACUAAUACAAUUAACUAAAUCUUUGCAUUCUGUUUGAAAACACAUGGCCCUUUAGCUAAUGUAUUUGGUGAUAAUGGUUUUCAGUAAUCUCAUUUGACUUUCUUCCCAGACUGCUUCCACUAACACUGCAGCUGCCACCUUAUCUGCUGCAUCUGGAGAUCUUGAUCUGUUCACUGAACAAACAAAAUCAGAAGAGUCAGCAAAGAAACUGCUCUCCAAAGACUCCAUCCUGUCAUUGUAUGGCACAGGUACUAUUCCACAGCAAAAUGCUCCAGGUAAUUGGUUUUCAAAUUUAUUUCUAAAUGUCUUAAUUAAAAGUUGGGCCUAGAACACAUGGUUGGGGCUCUUGCGCUCUCUCCCUGCAGCAAAAAGUGUGUAUUAGUGAUAAGUGGGAUUUAUUUCCCCCUUUUUAUCAUUAAAAAACUAACAUCAAGCAGGAGGCCUAAAGAAGGAAAUUAUUCAAAACUGAGCAUUGUAAUUUGAAGGCUACAGCUAUUCACAGAAAAGGUUAGGAGUCCAUUUUGAGAAGAGGAGGCUUCUAUUCAGAGGAGGGAUCUUCUUGGCGCUGUUCUUCUCGCUGCUUCCUUUGUACUUCUUUGCCCCUGAGUAGCUACUCCUCAUGAUCUUCAGUAUGCUCACAAUCAUUAAUGGUUUUAUCAGGGUUACUAUUAUUGUUAUUACUGUUAUAGAAACAUAUCUGCCAGAGCUGGUCUCUGCUAUUGAAAAGGCUCUGGGGCUGCAUUCCAGGAAGCUUUGACUGCAAUUUAAGGUCUCCUUCCCUGAAAUGCUGUUGGAAACGGGGAGGGGGGGGGAGGGAUGAGUAUAAGAAGUAAAUAGCUUGAGUGGGAAAGUAAAAGACUGUGGAGGGGUGUGUAAAGUUGGAUUUGAGGGCAAAAAUAAGAAGGAAAGGUGGAAGAGAAAAUGACCCUCUAAACCCAGAGGUGGGGAACCUGAUCUGGCCAGAGAGCCAAAUUCUUAUCCCCCCUUACCCUUGUGGACAGAGCCACCCUCUUGUCCAAGUGAUCAGCAGGCUUGGUCACCACCUAUUUGUUGAUGGGCAGUGACUUCACGCCUGCUUUCUGCACAAGUCAGCCUGCAGACUGGAGUUUCCCCACUCCUGCUGUAAUCCUAAACCAGAAACCAUAACAAAUCCCAUAAUCCACUUUAGGCUCUUUCCCACGUCUCAGGAGAGUGGCAGUCAUCAGAUUCUGUCAUUGCCCAGUUCUUGGUUUCUCCUUAGGAGCUGCUGUUCAUGCGGUAAAGCCACGCAGGUGGAGCGGGAGCAAAAGGAGUAGCUUGCCAGUGCCUUGCCUCUGCAGGUAGCCCAGAGUGUUGUGGGGUGAGGGAGCUAUCCUAGCUUGUAAGGGAACAGAGAAGGAGCAAACGGUGGCAGCAGCUUCAGGGAAAGCCUGCUUCCUAUCUCCUUCAGCGAUACAGCCACAAGAUCACCAGGCCUAACUUUAGGUACUACUGACAACUAGGUGCUUGGAUUUUUGCACCCAUGCUUCUUGUUAUAAACCCCAGCCACCUUAAAUGUCUGACUGUGGGUUUGUCAUUAAAUAGAUUCCUUGCCAACAUUCAUUGAGCCACAUGUAGAUCUUAACACUAUUUGUACACUGUCUUGAAGGGAUAAUUGAGCCCUCAAAGGUAGUCUACAAAUCAGGAAAUGAAAUUAAGAAUGAUUUAAGUAAAGCAGCUACUUCCCACUCCUCUAGAUAUCAGUUUUGUUUUUUGCCUGAUGUAACAGAAGUUUGGUUGGCAAAUUUAGCAAAAGCAGGUUUUGUUUUUAGAACUUAAAACUUUGCUGACAUAAUGGAAUUUACUCCUUUCCUCUUCCAUUUUGCCUAAUACAGGUGUAUUCAUGGGACCACAACCUAUUCCCUUUACUGCACAACCACCAGCUCAUUUUCAAGGUUUUCCAGCCAUGGGAGUGCCUGUACCUGUAUCUGUACCUGCAGCCCCUGCAAUGAUGGGAACCAUGAUGGGGCAAUCGGUGCCUGUCAUAGGACAGAACACAGGCAUGAUGGUGGGCAUGGGAAUACCUAAUGGUUUUUCUGUCACUACACAAACUGCUGGUUUGGGACUUCCUCAAAACGUUGGACCCCAAGGACCAAUGGUGGGGCACAUAGCCCCACCACAGAAAUAUGGUAUACAGCAAAAUCAGCAAGCCCAGUGGAACCUUUCUCAGGUGAGAAUGAAUAUACAUUUUCUCCUUGUGGGGCGGGGGAGGGUGCUACAGAGAGGAGCAACUUCUUAGGAUUAAAACCUGAUUAUGCAUAUAAUGUCAAUAGAAUUUAAAAUAAUAAUAAUAGUAAAACCAGUUAUGCAGGAGGUGCCGUGAUGCUGAUUGCUAGGAAGCUAUUGCUGCAGUUAGGAGGAAUUAAUACACCAGCAGGACUGUAAAUCCUGCCAUAUUGUAUUUGUUUUCAAGAUUGCCUUUUGGCAUGAUCAUCCACUUUAAACAAUUUGUUAGAAGGGUGCUAGUACAAGAAUGGCUUGGUAAUUUUGGUGCAUUACUCCUUAAUUCAGUAUACUAGACACUAGACAACUUUGCGUAUCGUGUUCAGCAAAACUAUGGGUGUGUUGUGGCUGAGCAGGAUGGUGCCAAUGUGCAGGCUCCCAGGGAGCAGCUCUUGGCUGCUUUGCUCUUGGCUCCACCCUGCUGUUUUUUAUUCCCGUUGGAUAACUGAACUAUCCAAGCUGUAGCUUAGCACAGGCGUGGGGAAAUUCUGUGGCCCAACAGGCUAAUCUUUAUACCCCAUCAGGCCAACUUUGGCAGGUGGGAAGUCUCCCUGCCUGUCAACAUUCAAAAGGUACUGUGUUUCCCAACCAGGUGGUGGUUGGGAAAUUUGGAAGUACCGGACAAAGGGCUUUUGCAAGCCCUAUGCUUACAAUUUGAGAAGCGCAACACUUUCCCAAUGCCCUGAAAGCUGCAGGCAUAGCAGGUCGUCCAGCCCCUGGCUUAGUGCAUCAUUUGAACCUGCUCUAGCCAAGGUUUCACUGGCGUGUAUGAAUGAGCCCAUGGUGUCACUGUACUUUGUAUGUGUGCAUGAAUGGUACAAUAUAUUAGCUAACGUUUUAAAAGUACUGUUCUUUCUAAAUAUCCUGUCAAUGACGCAGUAUAACCAUCUAACCUUUAUUCAGGUGUUGGAAAUCCUGGGGAAAUAAACAUGCAGUGAGGAAGGGUGACUAGCUGUCCCCACCUCAGUCUCUUGUCAACUUCCAACUUGAAGAAAGCAACUGUGGGGUCAGAGCUUCCAUAGAUGCAAAAGGCUUCCCGCUGAAGACAGUAGCCUUCACAAGGUGGAAGAGGGCUGGACAGGGUGGAGCCGUUUCCGGAUGCUUCUAAUCUCUAAAAUUGGAAUGUAGAUUUGUUGUGAGAAUGGUGUGAGAGCAGCUUCUACUCUGGGUAGGGUUGUUUUUCAUGCCCAUUGCUGCUGUCAGCAUGGAAAGUUGCCAUGUUUAAACUAUCCAACCACAGUGCUGCUUUUUGUUUUACUGGACUAACAAUGCAUCAGGUCAAAUAGAAGCAGCUUUCACACCAUUCUGGUAACCACUGCAAUUGAUCUUUAUUCUCCUUGAUAAGACUUCUUUGUAGAAAAUGCACCCUUUAAAAUUCUCUACAGCGCUAUAACUACUGAUUUGCAAAUAUGCUUCAUGUAUAUUAUCUAAAAGUCGGAAACGGUAUACUAUUUAUUUAUUUGCCAUAUCUCUACAUUACCGUUCAUCCACCAGGCUACCUGGGUGGUUUACAGUAUUCAUGUUAAAACAGCAAUAAGACCAGUCAUAGGACAGUGAUAAAAUAAAACUAAACUUACUGUUGAAAAGGACAUAUUGAAAGAUACCUGUUUAUGUAACAGAGGUGCAGGUAUACAAAUGACCCUCCCUGAGACAAGGUGGUGUCUGCGUUUUCAAAUAAAGCUUGAGUCUGAACUUUCAGCAUGAAAUUUGAGCAAACAAACAGUAUCUGAAUCCCUGUAUACUAACUUAGAACCAUGUUUGCAUUUCACAGAUGAAUCAGCAAAUGGCUGGAAUGAAUCUGUCUAGUUCCAGCAAUGUGAUGGGCUUUGCUGGCCAGCCCCCAAAUACAGUGGCAGGAUGGACUGGAACUUCCUCAGGCCAGACUCUCAGCACACAACUCUGGAAAUGAACACUGCAAUAGAAGUUUCAUCUAGAUCAGAGACUUGACAUUCCAUGCUCAAAUACAUCUAGUUUUCUUGGUCUGCCCACAUACAUUGCCCACCCUCACCCCCUUCAAUCGCACAGUUCUUCAUAUUAAGACAUAAUCUUAACCAACCGUGUUGUGGUCUGUAUUGACUUAAAUUUUGAUGUAGUGAAAAGCAGGUUGGGAACACCUCUCAUUAGCAGCUUUUUCAUUCCACAGUACAUUUGAUUUCAUGAAUGAUACAUUUUCAAAAGAGCUUCGUGACCAACUACAUACUCAAAUUAUUUUAUCAGUUCUAGAACCAAUGUUUGCAUAUAAGGGAAAUAGAUAUCAUGUAAGUACUAUCUCUAAUAUGUAAACCCCACCCCACAAAUUGCCCAGUAAUCCUGUAGAAGGUACUGUAUGAACAAAUGUUAAAUCAUAUAAAUAAGUGUACAUGUAUCACUGAAACUUUUUUCCUUGUGUAAAAUUGAUUUUGUCCCAUUAUUCAUGCCACUGUGAUAUUUUGCUGCGACGUGCUGAACAGAUAAGAUGGUUAGUGAAAGAGAGAUAAACCUGGAUGUCACUGUCGCCUCAUCAGUUUUCUUAAGAGUUGCCUGUGACAAAAUGAGUAAAUUUGGCUUAAAACGUAUGUACAGAGGGCUAAUCUAAAGUAUAUUGCACAGCAUAUAUACAGGGUAACUCACUCCUCAAUUGUACAUUUACUUUUAUUUUCUACAGCUGUAUCCAGGUUUAUGCCAGUAACUGUGUUUACAUUUUAUGGUGCCUCGUAUCAAUAAGCUGUUGCUUCCCUCGAUUAAAGAAAUCCAUAAACAACAUGUGAUUUUUUUUCAUUCUAUAAAGACCUCUUUUAUCUACUGUUCUUCAAAAGCAAAGCUGUUUAAUUCAGGAACAAUAAACUUUGAACAUAAUAAUCUGGAAGCUAUUUAUAAAUGAAUUGGAAAUUUUGCAUUUGUUUAGAUCAGUCACUCUUUUAUCUUCCGCUGCAUUUCAUUGAACGUCUUGUGUAAGAACAAUCUAAGAUCUGGAUAAAGUACUAAAACAGAUUUUAAAAAAUCCAAACACAUGCAAAACAAGUGAAGACAAAUCACAGCCAUCUGAUGAGUCUUAACUGAUACCGGUAAAGUAAGUUGUUGCACAAAAGCAAACUGCUGUUUGAAUGUUUAGCUGUUUCAAGGAUGCAACCAUUAAUUUUGUUAUGUCCCAUUUUAUGCUUACGUAUCAUACUUCAAUUUUGACACUGUCCAGGUGAUACUUUGGCUCAUUAGAUAGAUUUACCUUUUCAGUUCUCGUGUGCCAUACAAGAACCUGAAAAAAAGUUCAGGAUCAACAAUUAGUUCUGGAUAAUCCCCUAUAUGACAGGUUCCUGUAUUAAAACAGCAAAACUAAUACCUUUGUGCAGUUGUUGGCUUUUGGUUCCAGCUCUUCCACUGUGGUGAUCUGUCUGAGAAAAUCAGAUUCCUGCAUUCCUGGUUGGGAUCCAUGGCGUCUGAAUAUCGCUUUAGGGUUGGAUAAGAUCACCUGAAGGCUCACAGCAAACCCUUCAUAAAUCAAGAUAUUGUUAAAUCAUUAAAACCAAAGUUAUAAACAUUUCAUACCUCUUUCAUUUACCUUUAAAAAAUAUUUUUUCCCUUUUUCUUCUUGCUAACCUGUAUUUUGUAAACAACCUAAGGGUGUUACACCGCAUCAUGUGGCAGGAUAUAAUUUCACUCCUGUGGUUGCAUCACAAUUUAUGCAGCAUAUAUCUCAGGCUAUAAGCUGCUUUUUCUCAUUUGGAAAAGUAGCUCUGCUUCUCUGUAUCUGUUUAUACUUUUUCUCUGAAUGUGAACAGUGACCUUUAAUGCAAGUUAUUGGAAUUUACAAGUGAUGAAAAGCCUGCCUGGUGUGAAAAAUGAGAUUUAAAAGCAACAGACAGCACAUUUGUAACUAGUUGAAAAUUAAAUUCUGAAGUGAAUGUAGUUGUUAACGAGAAGGCAAAAUAAAAUUGGCUUAGUGAAUUUCA